AGACAGAGUCUCAGGCUGGAGUGCAAUGGCAUAAUCUUGUCUCACUGUAAGCUCCGCCUCCCGGGUUCAUGCCAUUCUCCUGCCUCAGCCUCCUGAGUAGCUGGGACUACAGGUGCCCGCCACCAUGCCUGGCUAAUUUUUUGUAUUUUUAGUAGAGACGGGGUUUCACCAUGUUAGCCAGGUUGGUCUCGAUCUCCUGACCUCGUGAUCCACCCAUCUUGGCCUCCCAAAGUGUUGGGAUUACAGGCGUGAGGCACUGCGCCGGGCCUAGCAUAACAAACUCUUAUUAGCUAUCACCCAGCUUCUAGUAGUAUCAAUACAUUACAAAAUUUGUUCAUUUAUAGCUUCCCACCUGCUAUCCCUUGCUGGUUACUUUAAAAAAUACUUUUAUGUAUACUUUUAAUUUACAUACCAUUAAUGAUUCAUCAAUCUUAAGUAUGUAAUUAAAUGAUUUUUAGCAAACAUACAAAGUUAUGCCAUAAUCAGCACAAUUCAGUUUUAGAACAUUGCCAUUAUUCCAGUUCAUCUCCUGUGGCUGUUUGAAGUCAGUCUCUACUUUUAUCCUGAGCCCAAAGUAACCAUCAGCUUUAUGUCUCUCUAAAAUUGCCUCUUCUGGACGUAUCAUACAAAUGUAAUCAUAUGGUAUGUCUCCUUUCUUGUCUGUCUUCUUUCGCUUAGCAGAUAUUUUUGAGGUUCUUACAUGUUUUACUAUGCAUCAUUAAUUUAUUCCUUUUUAUUGGUGAGUAGUGUUUCUUGGCACAGAUAUAUAACAUUUUGUUUAUCCAUUCACCAACUGGUGAACAUUAGAUUGCUUCCCAUUUUCCCAUGUUUCAAAUUUGGUUAUUAGGUAUAAUGCUGCCUAAUAACCAUAUUAGUCUUUAUUUAGACAUGUUUUCAUAUUUCUUGGGUAUGUACUAAGAGUAGAAUUUUCACAUCAUUUGGUGAUUUUAUGUUUAACAUUUUUUUGUUUGUUUUUGAGAUGGGUUCUCACUCUGUUGCCCAGGCUGGAAUAAAGUGGUAUGAUCAUGGCUCACUGCAGCCUCGACCUCCCGGGGGCUCAGGUGAUUCUCCUAUGUCAGACUCCCAAGUAGCUGGGACUACAGGUGUGCACCACCAUGCCUGGCUAAUUUUUGUGUUUUUAGUAGAGAUGAGGUUUUGCCACGUUGCCCAGGCUGGUCUCGAACUCCUGGACUCAAGCGAUCCGACUGCGUUGGCCUCCCAUUGUGAUGGGAUUACAGGCGUGAGCCACCAUGCCUGGCCCCCGUGUUUAAUGAUUUUUUCUUUGUUGAUUUUUUUUUUUCUUUUGAGACAGUCUUGUCAGUGGUAUGAUCUUGGCUCACUGCAAACUCUGCCCCCUGGGUUCAAGAAAUUCUCAUGCGUCAGUCUCCUGAGUAGCUGGGAUUACAGGCACGCACCACCACUCCCAGCUAAUUUUUGUAUUUUUAGUAGAGAUGGGUUUUGCUAUGUUGGUCAGGCUGGUCUCGAACUCCUGACCUCAAGUGAUCCGUCCUCCUUGGCCUCCCACCAUGUUUAACUUUUUAACAAAUGAUCAAACUGUUUUCCAAAUUGACUGUAUCAUUUUGCAUUUCUGCUUUGCAUUGUGUUUGCAUUCUCGUUUUGCAAUGCAUGAAGGUUCUAGUUCUAGUAAUGUCCUAGCAAAUACCUGUCAUUGUCUGUUGUUUCUGAUAAUAACAAUUGUAGUGGCUAUAAUCAAUCAUUAUGAAUGGUGCCACUGUGAACAUUCUUAUAUGUAUCUUUUGGUGACUAUAUGAAUGUGUUCUAUUGGGUAUUUACCUAAGGAAUGGAAUUGUUGUGUCAUAGGUUAUGUGUUGUUCAGCUUUAGGAAAUAUCAUGAAAUGGUUUUCUCAGGUGAUUAUUGCAAUUUACAAUCCUGUGAGCAGUGAAUGAGAGUUGUUAUUGCUUUAAAUCCUCACCUAUACUUGGUUUUGUCUGUGGUUUUCAUUUUAGCCUUUCUGGUGAAUAUAUGAUGGUAAAGAAUUGUGGGUUUGAUUUGCACUUUCCUGAUGAUUAAUGAAUUAGAGGAACUUUUCAUAUCUUGAUUGGGCAUCUAAAUAUUUUGUGUUAUUAAGUGCCUGUUAAAGUCUCUUGUUGGCUUUUCUCUUAUUGAUUUAUGGUCUUUCUUUCCCUGCCUCCCUCCCUCCCCACUGUCUGUCCGUCCAUCCUUGGGACAGGGUCUCACUCUGUCGCCUAGGCUGGAGUGCAGUGGCGUGAUCCUAGUUCACUACAGCCUCGAACUCCUGAGCUCAAGUGAUCCUCCUACCUCAGCCUCCCAAAGUGCUGGGAUUACAGGCAUGAGCCACUGUGCCUGGCCAGUUUUACUAUCUCUUUAUACGUUCCAAAUUUGACUCCUUUGUCAGAUGUAUGUAUUACAGAUAUCUCUGUAAUCUCAUGUGGAAAUGUUUUGUUUGAUAGCUUUUUAUCUGUUAAUGGUUUCUUUUGAUGAAAACAAGUUUUUAAUUUUAAGGAAAUAUAUUUUUUUUCUUUUAUAUUCAGUGCUCUCUUUAUGUCCUACUUAAGGGUAUAUUGCUAUCCUAAAGUCCACCUUGAGGUGUGUUAUGCAAUGUUCUGGAAUUUUUAUUGUUUAAUAUUUCACAUUUAGUUCUAUGGUCUUUCUGAAGUAAAUUUUCGUAUGUGAUAUUGUAUUGGGGUGAGGAUUUCAUUUUCUAUGUGGAUAUUCAGUUGAAGCAUAUUUUAUGCUUGCACAUAUGCUUGCACAUAUUUUAUACUUGCACACAUAAGUCCUUGCACAUACAGAGUUUUAUUCUAUGAUAUUAUGUAGUCUUGCAAGCAUAUUUUGUGCUUCCUCAACUGAAAAUCCAUAUAGAAAAGUUUAUUUUUCUAUAUGGAUUGAAAAGUUUAUUCCCCCUGACUGCACUCCAGCACUGUAUUGAAGUGAUAUUUUGUGGCACAUUAGUUAACUGUGUAUGUAAGUCUGUUUCUGGACUUUUUAUUCUAGUCAACUGACCUAUCUUUGAAAUAUUUUUUUCCCGAUAUCACACUGUUUUAAGUACUUUGUCUUUAUAACAAUAAAUCUUGAUAUCUGUUCGUUUAAGAUCUUAUACUAUUAUUGCCCUUUAUAUUUUCUUAUAAAUUUUAGAAUCAGUUUGUUAAUUUCUCCCAUAUGCUGCCUGAUAUUUUGAUUGGACUUGGUUUGAAUCUUUAAGUCAAUUUAGGGGGAACUGAUAUCUUAACAAGUCUUCUAGGUACUGUGAUUACAGCAAUGCUCAAAAAAGAAAAAAAAAUCCUUGCACAUGUACAGUUUUUAUUAUUUGAUUUUAUGUGGUCUUCCAGUUAAAUAUAUUAACUUCUUUCUCUUCAAAGCCACUUAUAUGGCAUUAUGGCCAACUGGAAAAGAAUGACUUUUAUAGAAAAAGAAUAAUUUUAUAGAAUUAUUACGAGGAAUGUAUAUUGUUAUCCUCUGUGCAAAGGAUUGAUUGACUAAAAAGAUUGAGCGUUUGUGAGGUUUACAGAGCAUACAGGUGAGCCAUCCUAAAAGAAAAAUAUUGUGAAGGAAAUUAAUUCAAGUGGGAUUGAUCGUAUGACAGCAAUUUGGAAAAUUUUAUCUCAAGCACAUGCAAAGUAAACUUGUAUUACCUCUUUAGGGCGAUGUUAGAAGAAAGAAAGAAAAUAAUAUUGCAAAACCUUGCUUAUAUAAUUGGAGGAAUUCAAGCAGUGAACUUUUUCAAGUUGCUUGGUAGUUUCAGUUUCCUACAAGAGUAUUAAUGUUUUAUUUUUAAGUAUGGUUUGUGAAGUUCACUUUGUAAUUCUCCAGAAGUAACAGAUGUAUUGCAUAUCUGUUUCUACAAAUGACAAAUGUAUCUGUGAAAACAGAAGUCAUGUAAGAAUAACUGAGCAACAUUAAAUAUUAGGGAACAAUCAAGUCUAGCUUCUGACUGCAAUUAGCUAACCACUGAGGUGUUGGUAAAAUCAUUUGCAGUACUCAAACUGAAAUUGCUACAGGCAAGUGCUGUGUAUUAAAGUACUUCCUGUAGUCUUUGGCAGAAUGCUGCUAGUGAAGGAAGGAUACAGAAGGUUACUGUGGCUGGAGAGAAGGAGCAGGAAAACAUUGUGGACUUUAAGGGCGGCUCCUUGCUUAAAGACAAACACAGAGUAAACACAGACAUGUUGGCAAAUACCCUGUGGUAUUUAUACUGUUGCACCUAAAAUUUUUUGCUAUUUUUACUCUUUUAAGAAAUAAAAUUAUGAAGACUUGGGCAUACUAUACAAGAAGUUAGUGUUAUGUGCAUGUGGUGGGGGUUCUUUUUUGGUGAAUUUCAUCUGCAUAGAAACUUAAAAAUGUAGCUUAAUUUAGCGGUGUGUGGUUACUUUUCUGUCUAAUGCUAUUAGAGAUUAAUGGUGAAUAUAUUUGGAGCUUUUCUUUCUGCCAAUCUUGUCCUAUAGAACAAAUAAGGAGACAGGAUAACUAUCACAAUAGGACGUCCACCAGGGCAAAAUUGAGUAUUAUUUUCUGUGUCCUGUUUUGUAAAUUACUUUUUAAAAUCUUACUGUUUAUUUUUAUUUCAUUUUUCCUUAUCUUAUAACAGUGUUUAGAAAUUCAUAUAGAAGGAAGAGCAGAUGGAGUCCUCUCCUGAAAUAGUUGGUACAGUUUGAUUUUUAAGUUUUUAAAAACUUCAUUAAAGGAAGUUUUAAAAAACUUCAUUAAAAAUUUAAUUAAGUUUUUAAACUUCAUUAAAGAAAUGGUGGCUAUAAUUAAAUGUUAGUACUCUUGGGGACAUAGAUUUGCUAGUAAGUUUCACUUUUUCAUGGCUAUUCGGUAGCACAUCUCGUAAAGGUGUUGAGAGGAAAUCAUUGUUGAUGCUGAUCCCCAUUAUUUUCCUCCCCAAACCUUCUGUUUCUAUUAAUUAAUUUAGUGGUUAGGCCAGGAUAAAACAGAGUGGAGAGAGGGGAGAAUUCAUACUAGAUCUGUGAUUUUGAACCUUUUGUGUGUGAACAUGCCCGUUUUUAUUUUGGCUCCUUUUAUACAGGACAUAGUGGUCUGCGUAUGUCUUCACUCAUUUGUUGUUUACCUGGUCCCACUGGUUGAGUUUGAGUCCCCUGCCCUGACCGCUGAUCAAAAAAUAAGAUUUUUUAUAGGCACCUCUGUCUUAACCUCUCUAUAUCAGUUUAUGCUGUGGACUCUUUCUCUGUAUUUUGGGUUAAAGAACAUAUAUUAAGAUCAUGUGUCAGGCACUGUUCUAAGCACUUUACAUAGAUUAACUCAUUUAUGUUUUCCCUAUAACCUUUGAGGGAUACAGUAGUUACUGUUAUUCCCAUUUUAUAAUUGUGGACACCAAGACAAGAAACCUGUGUUUCACUCUGUCCAUUUCCCUCCCUUCAAAUAAUCUACUACUGGACACUUUUUUUUGUCUUUUUGUUGAGAUGGAGUCUCAUUCUGUCGCCAGGCUGGAGUGCAGUGACAUGAUCUCGGCUCACUGCAGCCUCUGCCUCUCAGGUUCAAGCGAUUCUCCUGCCUCAGCCCCCCGAGUAGUUGGGACUACGGGCACACACCACCAUGCCCAGCUAAUUUUUUUUUUUUUUUUGUAUUUUUAGUAGAAACAGGGUUUCACCAUGUUGGCCAGGAUGGUCUCAAUCUCCUGACCUCGUGAUCUGCCCGCCUCGACCUCUCAAGGUGCUGGGAUUACAGGCGUGAGCCACUGCGCCCAGUCCUGGACACAUUUUAAGAGAGACAUUGGCAGUCUGAGGUGCAUCCAAAAGAUGACCAAAGUUGGUGGUGGGGUUGGAAAUCAUGCUUUUUGGGAAAAUGGUCAAAGAAGCUGCAUUAUUUUCAACAGCCUCCAUUAUAGAUUUCAUGUGUAUGCACGUGAAUUGAAUUUGACUAGUUUUUGUAACUCUGAAGUGCAAAACUAGGAAGAGGGAGUAGAGAGAUCAGGAUGACAGAAGGUAUUAGCUAGUUAGAGCAGCUCCAGAAUGGAAGAGACUGUGUCUUCCAAAAGUGUUCUUGUAAAAUAAUUGGUAGACCAUCUUUUAGUAAUAUUGUAGGAGGCAUUUAUGGAAAACAUUUUUCUCCUUAAAAGAUUUUGUUUAAUGUUUCCAAUUGCUUGUGGAAUUGGACAAAUAAAACAUGUGUAAAGGCCCUUCCCAUCUGAAGGAUGCCAGUUUGCAACUUCUGCUUUAAUUGUUCUAGGUUUUACUUCUGAAUCAAACUAAAUUCUUAGUUUUCAGACCACAUUAUUUCACUUCCAGCAGACUGCUUUUACUGAGGUAUGCUUAAACCUCACUUAACUAACCACUGAGGUGUUGGUUAGUUAUUAAGUGAAUGGUGACGCUCUAAGGUCACCAUUCACUUAAUAACUUGUUCAAUUUCUUUUUUUUUUUUAAUUUGACAUUUAGGCCGGGUAUGGUGGCUCACGCCUGUAAUACCAGCACUUUGGGAGGCCAAGGUGGGCAGAUCACUUGAGGCCAGGAGUUCGAGACCAGCCUGGCCAGCAUGGUGAAACCCCAUCUCUACUAAAAAUACAAAAAAAUUAGCCAGACAUGGUGGCAGGCGCCUGUAAUACCAGCUACUCAGGAGGCUGAGGCAGGAGAAUCGCUUGAACCCGGGAGGUGGAGGUUGCAGUGAGCCAAGGUCGUGCCACUGCACUCCAGCCUGGGCGACAGAACGAGACUGUAUCUCAAAAAUAAAAAUAAAAAUAAAAAACCCUGACAUUUAUCAAGUAUCUACUUUACGACUGGCGUGAUGCUAGGUUCUAGGGAUGUCAAGAGAAGGUUGGGAUAUAUAGGCUGUUUAGUGCUGGAAUGUUAUCAGUAAAACAGAGUGGUAUGAGAUGAAGCUGAGGAGCAGACAGGGCCUAUGCCAUAUAAGAGGCUUGUUAGAAAUAGCCUUAUGAAAUAGACUACACUUAUAGGGAUAUUGUUCUGGAGAUUGCUUUCCAUGUCAUUAAUAGACCAUUAUAUGAAGGCUAGGAACAUCUUUGUUUACCCUAUAUUUUCUUCUUGGGACAAUGAAAUUCUUGUUACUGAUAAGUUUCCUUUUUUACUUUUGCCAGAAGUUCUUGUGACUGAUAAGUUUCCCUUUUUACUUUCGCCACCUGGAAAUUCAGUUGAAAAUUCAAGCCCAUGUAUGUGCAUUCUAACUUUCUACCUGGUCUUGAUCUAUUACUUCAUGUAAUUUUCUGUGACUCUGUUUUUUUACAUAUUUAGUUAUUGUUUUAUAUAUAAUCUGAUAAGUGAUUUAGAUUCUUUGUGGAAUGAGACCAAUGUAUCAUUUAUGAAUCUAGAUGUUUUAUUUGCCUUGCUGGUACCCAGAGUCAUUUGUUAUUUGUUAACCUGGGUCUCUUGCUUUUCUUCAAUUCUGGAAAGAAUUUAGUCAUUUCUGUAAAUAUUGCUUCUUCAACAUUAUUUGUAUCUAUCUCUUUUUAAAGUUUUAAUUGUUGUAUCUUGGAUCCUCUUAAUCUAUUUUCCAUGUCUCUUGGUUUUUUCACAUAUUUUUAAUUCUUUGCUCUUUGUGCUAUGUUCUGGAUGAAUUAACCAGUUUGAACUUCCAACUCACCAAUUGUCUAUUUAACUGUGUCUAUUUGAGGGUUUUAUCUUAUCCAUUGCUUUGUUAGUGAUCAUAUUCUUUCUAGGAUUUUUGGUUCUUUUUAGAGAUGUGUGUAUAUAUGUAUGUAUGUAUAUAUGUUCUUAUACCAGUUUUUUUUCAGUUCUGUGUGUUUUUGUAAUUUCUUAUUCUUUUAAAAUUAGAAAUGAUUUUUAAAUUUCUCUUUGGAUAGUUAUUUUGUAGUCUUUUUUUUUUUUUUUUUUUUUUGAGACAGAGUUUUGCUCUGUCACCCAGGCUGGAGUGCAGUGGUGUGAUCUCUGCUCACAGCAACCUCUGCCUCCAUGGUUCAAGUGAUUUUCCUGCCUCAGCCUCCCGAGUGGCUGGGACUACAGGUGCAUGCCACCACGCCUGGCUAAUUUUUGUACUUUUAGUAGAGAUGGGGUUUCACCAUUUUGGCCAGACUGGUCUCAAACUCCUGACCUCAGGUGAUUAGCCCACCUUGGCUUCCUAAAGUUCUGGGAUUACAGGCAUGAGCCACCAUUCCUGGCCUUUUUUUUUGUUUUUUGGAGAUGGUUUUGCUCUGUCAUCAGGCUAGAGUGCAGUGGCGAAGUCAUGACUCACUGCAGCCUCGACCUUCUUUACUUAAGCCAUCCUCCUACCUCAGCCUCCCAAGUAGCUGGGACUACAGGCACAUGCCACCACACCUGGCUGAUUUUUUUGUUUUUUUAAUUUUUUUUUCUUUUUCUUUUUUUUUUUUUUUUUUUACUUUUUGUAGAGAUGAGGUCUCACUAUGUUGCCCAGGCUGGUUUUGAACUCCUGGGCUCAAGCAGUCCUCUUGCCUCGGCCUCCCAAAGUGUUGGGAUUACAGACAUGAGCCAGUGCACCUGGCCUGAAGUCUUUAUAAAGAGUUUUAUGUAUAAUUAACUUCAUCUGUACCAAAUGUGUGUUCCAAUUGUUAAUUUUGUUAACUGUAUAAAAACUGAUAAAACUUUAAACCAAAAAUAUAUAAAGGAAUCUAAUUUUAGUUCACCUUGUGUUUUCAUAAUAACUUUUUUUUUCUCAACUUUUUUUUAACUUCAGGAGUAUAUAUGCAAGAUGUGCAGGUUUGUUACAUAGGUAAAUUUUGUGUGCCAUGGUGGUUUACUGUACAGAUCAUCCAGGUAUUAAGCUCAGCAUCCAUUAGUUAUUCUUCCUGAUGCUCUCUCUCCGCCCCCCCAACCCCACCCUACCCCACCCUCCCUCCACCACCCACCGCACAGGUGUUCAGUGUGUGUUGUUCCCCCACCAUGUGUUCUCAUUGAUCAGCUCCCACUCACAAGCGAGAACAUGCACAUAAUGGCAUAUUUUUAAAGAAGAAAUUAUUUCUUCAUUUAUUUGGGGUACUGAUAUGGUUUGCCUGUGCCCCCACCCAAAUCUCAUCUUGAAUUGUAGUUCCCAUAAUUCCCAUGUGUUGUGCGAGGGACCUGGUGGGAGUUAACUGAAUCAUGGGGGCAGUUUCUUCCAUACUGUUCUCGUGGUAGUGAAUAAGUCUCACGAGAUCUGAUGGUUUUAUAAGGGGAAACCCCUUUCACUUGGUUCUUAUUCUCUCGUGUCUGUCACCAUGUAAGACAUGGCUUUAGCCUUCUGCCAUGAUUGUGAGGCCUCCCAAGCCACAUGGAACUAUCAGUCCAUUAAUCCUCUUUUUCUUUAUAAAUUACCCAGUCUUGAGUAUGUCUUUAUCAGCAGUGUGAAAAUGGACUAAUGCAGGUACCUCAUAAAGGUCCUUGUAAGACUGUUCUCAAUGAUUUCAUGUGAAAUGAUUUUGUAUUUCAAUUGCUGGAAUAUUGGUUUAAAGCCUCAUUUUGAGAGGUAGGGGUUUUUGUUUUUUUUCAUUCCGCUCAUUUUCUCUGUGCUUAUCCUUCUCUGUCUGAUGAUUUUGCACUUGUUCCUUUUCAGCUCCUAAGUCUUUAAUGUAGAACCAGGUCUUAUAAAUGCUUCAGGGAUCUUGAACAUGAUGAUAUUGGGGAUAUGGCAGACCUACCACUGAACCAGAGGGGAAGUUCAAAUUGUUUUUUAUUCAAUUUAAGAGCAUAUCUAUUUUCUUUCUUUCUUUUUUUUUUAUUAUACUUUAAGUUCUGGGAUACAUGUGCAGAACGCGCAGUUUUGUUACAUAGGUGUAAUGUGCCAUGGUGGUUUGUUGCACCCAACAACCCGUCACCUAUGUUAGGUAUUUCUCCUAAUGUUAUCCACCCUCUAGCCCCCAACCCCCAACAGGCCCUGGUGUGUGAUAUUCCCCUCCCUAUGUCCAUGAGUUCUCAUUGUUCAACUCCCACUUAUGAGUGAGAACAUGCAGUGUUUCGUUUUCUGUUGUGAUAGUUUGCUGAGAAUGAUGGUUUCCAGCUUCAUCCAUGUCCCUGCAAAGGACAUGAACUCAUCCUUUUUUAUGGCUGCAUGGUAUUCCAUGGUGUAUAUGUGCCACAUUUUCUUUAUCCAGUCUAUAAUUGAUAGACAUUUGGGUUGGUUCCAAGUCUUUGCUAUUGUGAAUAGUGCCGGAAUAAACAUACGUGUGCAUGUGUCUUUAUAGUAGAAUGAUUUAUAAUCCUUUGGGUAUAUACCUGGUAAAGGGGAUCUCUGGGUCAAAUGAUAUUUCUGGUUCUGGAUCCUUGAGGAAUCGCUACACUGUCUUCCACAAUGGUUGAAGUAAUUUACACUCCCACCAACAGUGUAAGAGCGUUCCUAUUUCUCCACAUCCUCUCCAGCAUCUGUUGUUUCCUGACUUUUUAAUGAUCGCCAUUCUAACUGGCGUGAGAUAAUAUCUCAUUGUGGUUUUGAUUUGCAUUUCUUUAAUGACCAAUGAUGAUGAGCAUUUUUUCAUGUCUGUUGGCUACAUAAAUGUCUUCUUUUGAGAACUGUCUGUUCAUAUCCUUUGCCUACUUUUUGAUGGUUUUUUUUUUCUUGUAAAUUUGUUUAAGUUCUUUGUAGAUUCUGGAUAUUAGCCCUUUGUCAGAUAGAUUGCAAAAAUUUUCUCCCAUUCUGUAGGUUGCCUGUUCACUCUGAUGAUAGUUUCUUUUGCUGUGCAAAAGCUCUUUAGUUUAAUUAGAUCCCAUUAGUUUUGGCUUUUGUUGCCAUUGCUUUUGGUGUUUUAGACAUGAAGUCUUUGCCCAUGCCUAUGUCCUGAAUGGUAUUGCCUAGGUUUUCUUCUAGGAUUUUUAUGGUCCUAGGUCUUAUGUUUAAGUCUUUGAUCCAUCUCGAGCUGAUUUUUGUAUAAGGUGUAAGGAAGGGAUCCGGUUUCAAUUUUCUGCAUAUGGCUAGCCAGUUUUCCCAACAACAUUUAUUAAAUAGGUAAUCUUUUCCCCAUUGCUUGUUUGUGUCAGGUUUGUCAAAGAUCAGUUGGUUGUAGGUGUGUGGUGUUAUUUCUGAGGCUUCUGUUCUGUUCCAUUGGUCUAUGUAUCUGUUUUGGUACCAGUACCAUGCUGUUUUGGUUACUGUAGCCCUAGUUUGAAGUCAGGUAGCGUGAUGCCUCCAGCUUUGUUCUUCUUGCCCAGGAUUGUUUUGGCAAUGCAGGCUCUUUUUUGGUUCCAUAUGAACUUUAAAGUAGUUUUUUUCCAAUUCUGUGAAGAAAGUCAGUGGUAGCUUGAUGGGGAUAGCAUUGAAUCUAUAAAUUACUUUGGGUGGUAUGGCCAUUUUCAUGAUAUUGAUUCUUCCUAGCCGUAAGCAUGGAAUAUUUUUCCAUUUGUUUGUGUCCUCUCUUAUUUCCUUGAGCAGUGGUUUGUAGUGCUCCUUGAAGAGGUCCUUCACAUCCCUUGUAAGUUGGAUUCCUAGGUAUUUUAUUAUCUUUGUAGCGAUUGUGAAUGGGAGUUCACUCAUGAUUUUUCUCUGUCUGUUAUUGAUGUAUAGGAAUGCUUAUGAUUUUUGCACAUUGAUUUUUUGGAUCCUGAGACUUUGCUGAAGUUGCUUAUCAGCUUAAGGAGAUUUUGGACUGAGACGAUGGGGUUUUCUAAAUAUGCAAUCAUGUCAUCUGCAAACAGAGACAAUUUGACUUCCUCUCUUCCUAUUUGAAUACCUUUUAUUUCUUUCUCUUUCUUGAUUGCUCUGGCCAGAACUUCCAAUACUAUGUUGAAUAGGAGGGAUGAGAGAGGGCAUCCUUGUCUUGUGCCGGUUUUCAAAGGGAAUGUUUCCAGUUUUUGCCCAUUCAGUAUGAUAUUGGCUGUGGGUUUGUCAUAAAUAGCUCUUAUUAUUUUGAGAUACAUUCCAUUGAUACCCAGUUUAUUGAGAGUUUUUAGCAUGAAGCGCUGUUUAAUUUUGUCAAAGGCCUUUUCUGCAUCUAUUGAGAUAAUCGUGUUUUUUUGUGAUUGAUUCUGUUUACGUGAUAGAUUACAUUUAUCGAUUUGCAUAUGUUGAUCCAGCCUUACAUCCCAGGUAUGAAGCUGAUUUGAUCAUGGUGGAUAAGCUUUUUGAUGUGCUGCUGGAUUUGGUUUGCCAGUGUUUUAUUGAGGAUUUUCGCAUUGAUGUUCCUCAGGGAUAUUGGCCUUAAAUUUUCUUUUUUUGUUGUGUCUCUGUCAGGCUUUGGUAUCAGGAUGAUGCUGGCCUCAUGAAAGGAGUUAGGGAGGAUUCCCUCUUUUUCUAUUGUUUGGAAUAGUUUCAGAAGGAAUGGUACCAACUCCCCUUUGUACCUCUGGUAGAAUUUGGCUGUGAAUCGGUCUGGUCCUGGACUUUUUUUAGUUGGUAGGCUAUUAAUUACUGCCUCAAUUUCAGAACUUGUUAUUGGUUUAUUCAAGGAUUCGACUUCUUUCUGGUUUAGACUUCGGAGGGUGUAUGUGUCAAGGAAUUUAUCCAUUUCUUCUAGAUUUUCUAGUUUAUUUGCAUGCAGGUGCUUAAAGUAUUCUCUGGUGGUAGUUUGUAUUUCUAUGGGAUCAGUGGUGAUAUAAGAAUAUCCCACAGGAUAUCACCACUGAUAUAAGGAUAUCACCACUGAUCCCACAGAAUCAGUGAUAUCCCUUAUAUCAUUUUUUAUUGCGUCUGUUUGAUUCUUCUCUCUUUUCUUCUUUAUUAGUCUGGCAAGCAGUCUAUUUUGUUGAUCUUCUCAAAAAAACUGCUCCUGGAUUCAUUGAUUUUUUUUUUUGAAGGGUUUUUCUUGUUUCUAUCUCCUUCAGUUCUGCUCUGAUCUUAGUUAUUUCUUGUCUUCUGCUAGAUUUUGAAUUUGUUUGCUGUUGCUUCUCUAGUUCUUCUAAUUUUGAUGUUAGGGUAUCAAUUUUAGAUCUUUCCUGCUUUCUUUUGUGGGCAUUUAGUGCUAUAAAUUUCCCUCUACAGACUACUUUAAAUGUGUCCCAGAGAUUCUGGCACGUUGUGUCUUUGUUCUCAUUGGUUUCAAAGAACAUCUUUAUUUCUGUCUUCAUUUCAUUAUAUACCCGGUAGUCAUUUAGGAACAGGUUGUUCAAUUUCCAUGUAGUUGUGUGGUUUUGAGUGAGUGUCUUAAUCCUGAGUUCUAGUUUGAUUGCACUGUGGCCUGAGAGACUGUUAUGAUUUCCAUUCUUUUGCAUUUGCUGAGGAGUGUUUUACUUUCAAUUAUGUGGUCAAUUUUAGAAUAAGUGUGAUGUGGUGCUAAGAAGAGUGUAUAUUCUGUUGUUUUGGGGUGGAGAGUUCUGUAGGUGCCUAUUAGGUCUGCUUGGCCCAGAGCUGAGUUUAGGUCCUGAAUAUCCUUGUUAAUUUUCUGUCUCAUUAAUCUGUUUAAUAUUGACAGUGGGGUGUUAAAGUCUCCCAUUAUUAUUGUGUGGGAGUCUAAGUCUCUUUGUAAGUCUCUAAGAACUUGCUUUAUGAAUCUGGAUGCUCCUGUAUUGGGUGCAUGUAUAUUUAGGAUAGUUAGCUCUUCUUGCUGCAUUGAUCACUUUACCAAUAUGUAAUACCGUUCUUUGUCUCUUUCAAUCUUUGUUGGUUUAAAGUCUGUUUUAUCAGAGAUUAGGAUUGCAACUCCUGCUUUUUUUUUGCUUUCCAUUUGCUUGGUAAAUAUUCCUCCAUCCCUUUAUUUUGAACCUAUGUGUGUCUUUGCACAUGAGAUGGGUCUCCUGAAUACAGCACACUGAUGGGUCUUGACUCUUUAUCCAAUUUGCCAGUCUGUGUCUUUUAAUUGGGGCAUUUAGCCCAUUUACAUUUAAGGUUAAUAUUGUUAUGUGUGAAUUUGAUCCUGUCAUUAUGAUGCUAGCUGGUUGUUUUGACCAUUAGUUGAUGCAGUUUCUUCAUAGUGUUGAUGUUCUUUACAAUUUGGCAUGUUUUUGCAGUGGCUGGUACCGGUUGUUCCUUUCCAUGUUUAGUGCUUCCUUCAGGAGCCCUUCAAAGGCAGGCCUGGUGGUGACAAAAUCCCUCAGCAUUUGCUUGUCUGUAAAGGAUUUUAUUUCUCCUUUGCUUAUGAAGCUUAGUUAGGCUGGAUAUGAAAUUCUGGGUUGAAAAUUCUUUUCUUUAAGAAUGUUGACUAUUGGCCCCCACUCUCUUCUGGCUUGUAGGGUUUCUGCCGAGACAUCCACUGUUAGUCUGAUGGGCUUCCCUUUGUGGGUAACCUGACCUUUCUCUCUGGCUACCCUUAACAUUUUUUCCUUCAUUUCAGCCUUGGUGAAUCUGACGAUUAUGUGUCUUAGGGUUGCUCUUCUUGAGGAGUAUCUUUGUGGUGUUCUAUGUAUUUCCUGAAUUUGAAUAUUGGCCUGUCUUGCUAGGUUGGGGAAGUUCUCCUGGAUAAUACGCUGAAGUGUGUUUUCCAACUGGGUUCCAUUCUCCUUGUCCCUUUCAGAUACACCAAUCAGAUGUAGAUUUGGUCUUUUCACAUAGUCUCAUAUUUCUUGGAAGCUUUGUUCGUCCUUUUUAUUCUUUUUUCUGUAAUCUUGUCUUCUUUCUUUAUUUCAUUAAGUUUAUCUUCAAUCACUGGUAUCCUUUCUUCCUCUUGAUCGAUUUGGCUAUUGAAACGGUGUAUGCUUCAUGAAGUUCUCGUGCUGUGUAUUUCAGCUCCAUCGGGUCAUUUAUGUUCUCCUCUACACUGGUUAUUCUAGUUAGCAAUUCGUCUAACGUUUUUUCAAGGUUCUUAGCUUCCUUGCAUUGGGUUAGAACAUGCUCCUUUAGCUUGGAGGUGUUGGUUAUUACCCACCUUCUGAAGCCUAUUUCUGUCAAUUUGUCAAACUCGUUCUCCAUCCAGUUUUGUUCCCUUGCUGGUGAGGAAUUGUGAUCCUUUGGAGGAGAAGAGGCAUUUUGGCUUUUGGAAUUUUCAGCCUUUUUGCACUGCUUUCUCCCCAUCUUUGUGGAUUUGUGUACCUUUGGUCUUUGAUGUUGGUGACCUUCCAUUGGUGUGUUUGAGUGCACAUGCUAUUCCUUUCUGUUUGUUAGUUUUCCUUCUGACAGGCCCCUCUGCUGCAGGUCUGCUGAAGUUUGCUGGAGGUCCACUCCUGACCCUGUUUGCCUGGGUAUCAUCAGCAGAGGCUGCAGAACAUCAAAGAUUGCUGCCGAUCUUUCCUCUGAAAGCUUCGUCCCAGACAGGCACCUGCCAGAUGCCAGUCAGAGCUCUCCUGUAUGAGGUGUCUGUUGGCCCCUACUGGGAGGUGUCUCCCAGUCAGGAGGAACAGGGGUCAGGGACCCACUUGAGGAGGCAGUCUGACCCUUCACAGAGCUCGAACACAGUGCUGGGAGGUCCACUACUCUCUUCAGAGCCACCAGGCAGGGAUGUUUAAGUCUGCUGAAGCUGUGCCCACAGCUGCCCCUUUCCCCAAGUGCUCUGUCCCAGGGAGAUGGGGGUUUUAUCUGUAAGCCCCUGACUGGGGCUGCUGCCUUUUUUUCAGAGAUACCCUGUCCAGAGAAGGGAAAUCUGGCAGUCUGGCCACAGCAGCCUUGCUGAGCUGCAGUGGGCUCCACCCAGUUCGAACUUCCCAGAGGCUUUGUUUAUACUGUGAGCAUAAAACCACCCUACUCAAGCCUCAGCAAUGGCGGACGUCUCUCCCCACACCAAGCUCGAGCGUCCCAGGUCGAUCUCAGACUGCUGCUGUGCUGGCAGUGAGAAUUUCAAGCCAGUGGAUCUUAGUUUGCUGGGCUCCGUGGGGGUGGGACCCGCAGACCCAUACCACUUGGCUCCCUGGCUUCAGCACCCCUUUCCAGGGGAAGUGAAUCGUUCUGUCUCACUGGUAUUCCCGGUGCCACUGGGGUAUGGAAAAAAAGAAUUCCUGCAGCUAGUUUGGUGUUUGCCCAAAUGGCCACCCAGGUUUGUACUUGAAACCCAGGGCUCUGGUGGGGUAGGCACUGGAGGGAAUCUCCUGGUCUGCAGUUUGCGAAAACCAUGCGACAAGCACAGUAUCUGUUCCAGAGUUCUUCAGGCUCAGUCCCUCAUGGCUUCCCCUGGGUAGGGGGAAACAUUCCCUGACCCUUUGUGCUUCCCAGGUGAGGUGACCCCCCACCCUGCUUCGGCUCGCCUUCCAUGGGCUGCACCCACUGUCCAACCAGUCCCAAUGAGAUGAACCAGGUACCUCAGUUGGACAUGCAGAAAUCAUCUGCCUUCUGCGAGGAUCUUGCUGGGAGCUGCAGACCAGAGCUGUUCCUAUUUGGCCAUCUUGCCAGCAAUCCUUGCCUGUUUUCUUUUGCUUCUAUUUAUCAACAGUUCUAUAUAAGUUCUUGUUCCUGGCAGCUGUUGGUAGCAUUUUUUCAGCCUUCCUUCAUGAACACGGGAAUCUCACUAUAGUGCCUGGUUUCAAGCUAUGAACCUGGCUCCUGAUCCCUGUCCCACUGUGAGCCCUUUUAGUUUCCUUUACUUUGCAGGAGCCAAACUCUCCAUUGCCUUCUUCUUAACCUAGAGUUUUGUGUAUUUCUAACUUCAAUCUUGCCCACAGCUUUGCUUUUCUGGCCCAGGGGAAAUAGUUAUCUUAUUUUCAUGCCCAUUUUUGUCUUAUAGUUUUUUCCUUUUUAUUUUUUAAAUCUCUCAUUCAUAAGUGUUUUCAGUGGGAUGAGUGGACAAUCCAUCAAAGCAUGAAAUAAUUACAUGGUCUUCAUGCAAAGUCUUUCUUAGAUAGCCUUUAUGGCUCCUUCUGGCUCUGACAUUGUAUGAUAUACUAUUGAUUAUUUCCCCUGGAAAACUUUCUCACUGUAAUGUGUUCCUUCAUUGCCUGUGAGAAGGAGCACAAGACAAAUAAAACUUUUUUUUUAUCCUGGUAUUUUUCCAGGCUCCUGGUAUUAGAAUGUUUGAAAUGAAAUUAUACAAAAUGUCUUCAGAUAAAUUAUGAGUUCUUGGGAAAUUAUGUUUGAAUUUGCUGGUGACAGAUAAUAAUAAUAAAUAGGUAGAAAUGAAGAUAUGAAUAAUGCUUCAAUUUCCUAAAUGCCAAAAUAUGGUACAAUUAGACAUUUGUUUAAACUUCCUUGAAUGGGUGUUACUUUCCUGAGGUUUAACUUUAAAUUAGUGGCUGCAUUUGCAUUCAUUCAAUGAAUCUAUUGGGUGACUAACUCCUUAUACAGUAACAGAGUCACAGAGGUUAAGGCUAGGCUUCUAGAGGUGUUAGUCAUCUCUGAUAGCAGUGUAUCCUACCUGCUUUUAAAAAGAACAUUUUAGUAAGGAUAGGAGGUAUACGUUAGAGGAAUAUAUAAUUUGCUUUGUUUGUAACAGGAAUACCUGAGAAUGUACUGAUGACCAUGUAAACAAGGUACAGUUUAGGGUAGAAUUUCUGCAGAUAUAAGCAAAGUUUUGGUACAACAAAUGGUUAAUUUAUCAAGUCUUCUAUUAGUCAAGGAUUGUUUGAGAGUAUGCUAAAACUGUUGUCUGUUCCUUAACCGUGGGUUUUCAUUGUCUUGGGAUGAGAAUCCAUGCUUUCAGAUUGCCAGAAUUCUGGAAGUGUUCACAGCUAGGGGAAAAAAAGAAAAAAAAAGAAAGAAAACCUCACAGAAAAUUUUUAGUAAAAUUCAUUAUUAGCCGGUUUCUCAGGACUUCAUUUGGUACCAGGAUACAUAAAACUUGAAUUUUCAUAGACUAAUUUUGCUUUUCCUCUUACCAUGGAAAGAAGAUUAGAAGUAUUGGUUGACCUUCAGCAAAAUAAACUUAGUACAAGGCAGAAGAAGUUAGAGUGAAGGGUAGGGAGCAUUCCUCGUUUUUAGGGAUAGUCACAUCUGACAUUUAUGUUUAUGAUUUAUGAACUCUUUGAAGUGCAGUCUGAUGGCUAACACUUAUCUGACACAAUGUUUUCUUUAGCCCGUCCUACAACUUCUUAAUCCUAGAAAACCUAGAAAUUAAUUUUUAAAAUUCCUUUUUUAAAAAGGAAACAACUUUAUAGUGUAAAAAUCCUUUUCUGGUAUGGGGGUUAAAAAAAAAACCCACGGAGGGUAAAUAAACCGUAGUUCACACAGUGUAAUGUAAAGUCUUCAGCCAUUGUCAAUAGACUCUGUAUUUUGAAAUCAUUUUGCUUUCAUCCCAAAUGGUUGACUUUUCAGUAUUUGAGCUAGACUUACCUUAUGAAUUAUAGUGUGCAUUCUCACUGAAAGUAGUCUCAUUUUCUUGUUUACAUUUAUAUCCAUGUUUGUUGAAUUGAGUACAGUUCAACAAUGGUAUUUCUUAGCUUAGCUUAAAAACUAAAAUGGGAUGAUUCAUUGAGUCUAUUUCACCUUAUGUUAUAGAGGCUAGCCUAUCAAUGUAAGGACUGUGGAAACUCAUAUGCAAUUAUAUUUCUGGUUGGUAAGUGAUCCAAAAAAGAUGUAAAAGAUUAUUUAUCCCGUUAGAAAAUGAAAGUCUAGGUGGGAUGGCUCACACGUGUAAUCCCAGCACUUUGGGAUGCUGAGGCAGGCGGAUCACCUGAGGUCAGAAGUUCAAGACCAGCCUGGCCAACAUGGUAAAACCCCAUCUCGACUAAAAAUUCAAAAAUUAGCCAGGUACUCGGGAGGCUGAGGCAGGAGAAUUGCUUGAACCUGGGAGGCAGAGGUUGCAGUGAGCUGAGAUCACACCACUGAACUCCAGCCUGGGCGACAGAGCAAGACUCUGUCUUAAAAAAAAAAAAAAAAGGAAAAUGAAAUAAACCUAAAAAACAAGUAAUCAUUAUCAGAGAAUGAUUAUAUAGCCAAGAAGUUUUGUUAAAAAUAAAGAUCUUGAAGCCUUUCCCUAAUUUAACUAUGUAUCUUUCUAUCAUGUGUUAUACUAGUAGUAUUCAAAUCAAGAAGUUAGUCAGUUUGUUGUUUAGAUAAUUGAUGGGCAAAUUGUGAUGACAUCUAGCCAUACCAUGUCACACUGAGUAUGUUACAACUGGAAUUGUCCUUUGUUGUUAGAAUAUUGGUAUAUAUACUAUACCAUUUAAUGUCUGAUUUUCAUAGCUCUCUGUGCUGUAAUAACCUCAAGUGUUAAUGCCAGGUUGCUGUAGCAUCAGCCUGGCUGAUUUUAUGACAUAAAACAAUAAUGGUCCAAUACCUUUAAAGAAUACAGAAUUGGCCAGGCACAGUGGCUCACGCCUGUAAUCCCAGCACUUUGGGAGGCUGAGGCAGGCGGAGCACGAGGUCAGGAGAUCGAGACCAUCCUGGCUAACACGGUGAAACCCUGUCUCUACUAAAAAUACAAAAAAUUAGCCAGGCGUGGUCGUGGGCGCCUGUAGUCCCAGCUACUCGGGAAGCUGAGGCAGGAGGAUGGCGUGAACCCGGGAGGCGGAGCUUGCAGUGAGCCAAGAUCGUGCCACUGCACUCCAGCCUGGGCGACAGAGCGAGACUCUGUCUCAAAAAAAAAAAAAAAAAGAAUACCGAAUUGGCAGUCCUGGAGGCUUAUGUGUCCCAGGCUCCUCUUAGAUCCCUCAAGAACUGAGGGGAACUCAUUCCCUGUAUAGCUGUGGGGCGCAAUACAUUGUUUGGGAAGCUCUGAUUUAAAGGGUUAGGGACUGAGCUUGAUUAAUAGAUGUACAGAACACUUUGAGAAUAAGGGUUUUGUUGAUGAUGAAUAAACUGGGAGUCUUGGCAUAUCUCGUGGUGACUGAUGUUGAAAGGGAAAUGGAGCCUAAUGGAAUAGUCCUGAUGGCCACCUAGAAGGAGGUAGAAUAUUCCUUAUAUAGAUGUUUUCUCCUCCCUCCCUCCCUUCCUCUCUUCUUCCCUUCUGUCCUUUCCAUUCACCUAUAUCCUUUUUAAUAUAGUUUUCUGGAGAAGGCCUACCUCUGUUGGCUGUGAGGGCAGGAAGCAGACAAGUAAGCUGGGAACCCCCAUAAUUACCACAGUAAGGAAAUCCUGGUGGAAUGCUUUAAGUUUCUCUUCUGAAGGAGAUUACCUGGCUGUUUUUUUUCUUCCUUGUGAUUCUUUAGCUUCUGUUUUGCUUCUCCUAGUGGCCUCAGUGCCCAUGCUUCGAACCUGUGUACUGUGUCCUAGGUACUAUGCCGGUCACUUAAAGACAUGAUUUCAUUUAAUCUUUAAUUGUGGGGUAUUCAUUUGUUUACUACAAAGGUCCUUCUGCAUUUUCCUAGGUUGUUUCCUUAUGUACUUCACGAUGCAAAUCAAUUGUCAACCUAUGGAUUUUAUUUAUUUAUUUUAUUUUAUUUUUUAGUUUUUGAGUCGGAGUCUUGCUCUGUCGCCCAGGCUAGAGUGCAGUGGUGUGAUCUCGGCUCACUGCAAGCUCCGCCUCCUGGGUUCACGCCAUUCUCCUGCCUCAGUUUCCCAAGUAGCUGGGACUACAGGCGCCUGCCACCAUGCCCGGCUAAUUUUUUUGUAUUUUUAGUAGAGAUGGGGUUUCACUGUGUUAGCCAGGAUGGUCUCAAUCUCCUGACCCUGUGAUCCACCCACCUUGGCCUCCCAAAGUGCUGGGAUUACAGGCGUGAGCCACCGCGCCCGGCCUUGUCAAUCUAUGGAUUUUAUUCCCUCAUCUGUUGCUGCUCAGUCUGAAUUUGAUGGCUCUCAUGUGCUCUCCUGUAGUACCUUUUGUUUCUGUCAUAUGACUUAUUGUUCUGUUAUGCUCUCUUCUCUACCUAUUUUGCAUAGUCUCUGGUAUGUGUUAAAUGCAUGGUGAAUGUUUAUUUAAUGAAUGAAUGAAUGAGGAAAUAUAGUUUCAAGUUCUGAGAAUGAUAAUAAAUCCUUAGGUGAAAUUUACCCCAUUUGAAAGAUUAAAUUGAUUCAUUUUAGCAAAGUUGAAGAGACAAAUGUACCUAAACAGUCCUUUUUCAUUGUGAACAUGUAUGACUUUUAGAAUCUAGGGAGACAAAAAAUAAUUUUUAAAAAGAUUACAUUUUGGGGGUAUGAGCAGUGUUCUUUACUAAUACCGGUAUUCCCUAGCAGUAAAAAAUAACUCCUGUACAUCAAUUAGCAAUUUGUUUGCAUCAAAGAGAUUUUAAAGAUGGAGACCAUCUCUUUACUUUAGGCACAGUUGCACAGGACCCCUACCUUGGCUCGUAAGCCCAGAAACUCAAUUUCAGUUUACCCAGAAGACAUGUCCUGAUAAAACUAACAAGACGCUUAACCUAUUAAUGUAUAAUGGACAUCUGCUGGUCCAGAUAAGUAAGACACUUAGGGAAGCAAGGUUGUAGGUCAAAGAUAGUAAGCAUUUAAUUUGAACUGAGAGAAUGAGUUUAGUUUUUUUUAUGGGGUGGGGCUUGUGAUCAGAUUUUUUUUAUUGUGGUAAAAUAUACAUAACAUAAAAUUUAUCAUUUUAACUAUUUUUAAGGGUAAAAUUCAUUGGCAUUCACAGUGUUGUGCAACUAUCACCACUAUUUCCAGAACAUUUUCAUCAACCCAAAUAGAUAUUCUGUAAUCAUUAAGCAGUAAUUCCCCUUUGUCUCCUCCCACAGCCCCUGAAUCUACUUUCUGUUUCUAUAAAUUUGCCUAGUCUAGAUACUUCAUAUAAAUGGAAUCACGAUGUUUGUCCUUUUGGACUUCAGUAUUCUUAAAGGAUAUUUCUGCUUUUCUACUCUACAGAUUGUCUGUUUAAAUAAUGGUUUUCAAAUAUCUUUUGAUGGUAUGUUUUAUCUAUUAAAAAAUUUAAGUGAUAUAUAUAUUUGUAACAUACAUGUACUCUGUACUAAUAUAUUGUAUACAUUAUAAAAUAUGCAUAAAAUCUUAAUGAAAUAAAUAUUAUUUUGAAAUAUCAGUAUCUUUUGAUGACUUUCUGCUAUCAUUAGCUUGUAUCUCAAGGUUUAAAACUUUGUCUUAUUUCUUAUCAGAUUUUAUUGGAUGGUCAUUGUAUACUUCUCCUGAUAAAGAGCUCUGUAUGGGUAGAAAGUGGCAGCUCUGCCAUUUGUUUGUAUUUGAAUUAUUAGUAUUUACUUCAGUGUUUCUUUAUCAGAAUUUUUUUUUUUUUUCGAGACAGGGUCUCACUCUGUUGCCCAGGCUGGAGUCCAGUGGGGUGAUCAUGGCUAAUACGGUUUGGCUGUGUCCCCACCCAAAUCUCAUCUUGAAUUGUAGCUCCCAUAAUCCCCACACAUGUUGUAGGAGGCACCCUGUGGGAGGUAAUUGAAUCAUGGGGGUGGUUUUCCCCCUGUUGUUCUCAUGAUAGUGAGUUCUUUCGAGAUCUGAUGGUUUUUAUAAGUGCCUGGCAUUUUCCCUCCUGGCACUCAUUCUCUUGCCUACCGCCAGGUAGGAUGAGCCUUUGUUCCUCCUUUUGCCUUCCCCCAUGAUUUUGAGGCCUCCCCAGCCACGUGGAACCACAGUCCAUUAAACCUCUUUUUAUAAACUACCCAGUCUCAAGUAUGUCUUUAUUUAGCAGCGUGAGAAUGGACUAAUACAACAGCCCACUGGAGCUUCAACCUCUUGGUCUCAAGCAGUCCUCCCACCUCUGCCUCCCCAGUAGCUGAGAUUACAGGCACAUGCCACCAGGCCCACAUGUCUGUAGUCCUAGCUACUCUAGAGGCCGAGGUGGGGGGGAUCACUUAAGACCAGGAGGUCAAGGCUGCAGUGAGCCAUGAUUGUGCCACUGCACUUCAGCCUGGGUGACAAAGCCAAGACUCUGUCUGAAAAAAAAAAUUAUAACAGGAAAAGGUCCUUUCUCUCUUUCCUCCACCCCCUCUGUUUGUUUCCCCCACCUCCAUCCCUCCCUCCCCUCCUGUAGUUGGAAUACUUGUUAUGUGUCUGGGAUUCUUUAGGGUCUUCCAGAUUUAGUGCUUCUUCCCCUAUCUGGAUCAGACUAUACUUCGAUUCUUUUUAAAUCCAAAAUAGACAGGAAUUUUAGGAUACCAAGAGACAGAGACUACAUUGAAGGGUUUACAUGCCCAUCAUUCCCUAUCACAGGAAAUACCUAAAUGGUAUUUAAAUUUCUUUUUUUUUUCUAGCCCCCUGUCUGCGUGUUGGAAUGUUUAAUCGUUUUAAGGGUCUGGGCAGUCCUGUCUUUGCUUACUGAAUGAUUGGGAAGGAAAAUAGAGAAGUAAUUCCAGUGGGUUAUGUUCAACCAUCCAGAGCAGAGAUUGGCAAACUUUUUUUUUUUUUUCUGCAAAGGACCAGAUAGUAAAUAUUUUAUGCUUUGAGGGCCAUAUGGUCUCUGUCAAAUUUCCCAACAUUGCUGUUGUAGAGUGUAAGCAGCCAUAGACAAUUGGCAAACAAAUGGAUGUGACUGUCUUCCAGUCAAACUUUAUUUAGUGAAACAGACAGCAGGCUAGAAUUUGCCAACCUGUGCACUCAAACUAUCUGUUGUGAGGACUCUUCCCCCCUUUUCCCUUAAAAUUUGUAGAUGGACAUUUUUGUAAAAUACAAUAAAAGUGAAUUAUUGGAUGAGUAAAAAAUACAUGGUUAAAAUUUUUAGAUUACAGACAACAAGUUACAUUUCAAUCUAUAAUUUAAAUGGUCAUACAUAGGGAAAAAGAAAACAAUUAGAAGAACCAUAAAUGUUGUUACUUGAAGAUAUCUUCUAUUAAUAUAGAGAAUCGCUGCUAUAGUCAUAACUUUUUUGUCAUUCUGUAAUACUAACUAAACACAAAGCCAAGCAAAAUUGCAGCUCUCCAUUUAUUAAAUGCCCAUACUGUAAACAAACAUUGUAUAUAUGGAUAUUUAACAAUUUUAAUAUGACAUAGAUUUGCUUUUUGCUAUUAGUUUAUCUAAUCUAGGUUGGAUUGACGACAGUACUACUCACAAGAGAUAACGUAUUUGUAUACUACUCCUAUAUUUUGUUUUAACAACACUCAGUUUAGAGAAACCAGAUUUAAAAAUAUGUUGCUGUGAACUGAAGACAUUUAGAUUUAAAAGAAAUUUUAGCAAGCUCAGGAUAUUCAUGUCUAACUUUUUUCCAAGGUGAAGCAAGUGAUUUUUUUCAGAAUUCAUUUUCUAUCUUUCAUUAGUAGUCAAUUCCAAUAAUUUAUCCUGUGGAAUUACAGUUAAAUUUAAAUUAUCUCUCAAUGAAUAGGUUGUAGAUCCACACAUUUCUUUUGUAUGAAUCUUCUUUUGGUGGAAAAAAUUUGAAAAUGUUUUUAUCAAAUUUGUAAGGUUAGUGAUAAUUUUUCAACAAAUAUACCAUACCUGAUUAUACCUACUUCAUUGAAAAUUAUGGACCAAAAAAAAAAAAAAAAAAAAAGGCUGGGUGCAGUGGCUCACUCCUGUAAUCCCAGCACUUUGGGAGGCUGAGGUGGGCAGAUCACUUGAGGCCAGGAGUUUGAGACUAGUCUGGCCAACAUGGUGAAACCCCAUCUUACUAAAAAUACAAAAAUUAGCUAGGUGUGGUGGCGGGCAUCUGUAAUCCCAGCUACUUGGGAGGCUGAGGCAGGAGAAUCACCUGAACCUAGGAGGCGGUGGUUGCAGUGAGCUGACACCACACCACUGCUCUCCAGUCUGGGCAACAGAGUGAGACUCCAUCUCAAAAAGAAAAAAAGAGAAAAUUAUGGAAUAUGUCCUAAAUAUCUGUAGAAACUGAUCUUUUCAUGCUAUUAGCAUCUUUUUUUGCCCUUUGAUCUUAUUGGUCAUUGAGAAAUACUUGUAUCCCUUUCUUACAAGUAUGAAGAUUAUUAAAAAUACCGAAUAUAUAAGAUGAAUAAAUCCAAUUGUCCAAUUCACACCUUUAAAACAUUAGGACCAAACUUUUUUAUCUUGCAGAAACACUAAGAAUUUGUUUCAUUGUUUAUUUUCGACAGUGUUUCUCCUUGACAACCAUGGAACUUCAGUAUGUAGUAACAGUAGUGUACAAUUAGUUUUCAUAUCCUCUCUCAGUGAAGAGAGUACUCUCUAAUACACUGCAUUAGCCUUUAAGUAAUUCACAAUUACACUAUUAAUUGUCACUAAACGUACUGUUUAGACAGGUGUCUUUUUUUAAAAAAAAAAUUAUACCAAGAGUUUCUCAAUGAUGGAAACAAUGCAUUGAUUUACACUCUGGAGUAAACGGCUUAAUCUGGAUAACUGCUCCAGAAUACUUUCUUGUCAUUACAAUUGCACCAUCAGAAUAUACCGUUACACAAAAUUUAAACUCAAAUCAUGUUUAUUGACUUAUAAUUUUUCAUAGAUUUGUACAGUUUAGAAAUCGUUAUGUUUGGCAGUGAAGCAGAAAAAUAAUUCUUCCUUCACAGCACCAUCAUGUUCAGAUCACAUAUAUACCAAAGGAAAUGCCAUACUAUCUUUGCAUUUAUUAAGUUUCAAUUAAAAACAUGUCACUAAAUUUCUUUGUUCUGUGAAUUGGUCUUCCAUGUCAUUAACCAGUUCCUGAAUUCAUCAGACUAUGGUGUCAUUGGAAAUUGGUUCUUUAUUGCAGAUUCACUGAAUAUUUCCAAGCAAACAUCUUUGGUGGAAUUUUUCCCUGAUGUCAGUGUGUGUGGGGUGUGUGUGUGUGUGUGUGUGUGUGUGUGUGUGUGUGUGUGUGUGUGUUUAUAUACCGUGUUAGCAUCCUGAAGGUCUAUUAUAUAAAAAGCCUGAAAACACUAAUACUUAUUUGAAAUAGCAGACAUUUGCUUCUGUUGGCUUUGCAAUUCACUACUAUUUAUUUCAAAUUUUUUUUGUUGUUUUGAAUGUCUAUAUGGUUUUUGCAUAAAUACUACUUAGGUUUUGAGGGUUUUAUUGUUGCAUAGCCAGUACAUCUCUGCAGAUAACCCAUAGUGGUUUUAAACUUUGCUGUCAGUCAUACUUUUGUGUAAAAUAGUAUAAAGUCGUUGGUCUUUAUUUCUUUGAAAUUACUUUCAUUGUUGUUUGGUUUACUACCUCUGCCUCAUUCAGAGACAUUUUAUCUUUUUUUGCCAAGGAAAGCCCAUUAAACUUUUUCUGUUUGUAAAUUAGGUGUAAAAAUACCUAUUUACUUCCUUAAUUUAGCUAAAAAUAUUAAAUUAUAAAUUAUAGGCUGAUUAAAAUUUAAAUGACACAAUGACAGAUUAUGAAAAUAUGCUUACAUUUUCUCAGAUUUAAAUUUUUUAUUUUUUUAUUUUUUAGAGCUAGAGUCUUACUCUGUCACCCAAUCUGAAGUGCAAUAAUGCAAUCUUGGCUCACCGUAGCCUCAAUCCCCUGGGUUCAACUGAUUUUCCCUCCUCAGCAUGCAACACCACUGGCAGCACCAUGUGUGACACCACGUCCUGCUAAUUUUUAAAGUUUGGUAGAGACAGGGUCUCACUUUGUUAGCCCAGACUAGUCUUGAACUCUUGGAUUCAAGCGAUCCUCCCACCUUGGCCUCCCAAAAUGUUGGGAUUACAGGCAUGAGCCACUGUGCCCAGCAAGAUUUUUAAAAUAUUUCCAUUAUAGAUAACAAACUAACUGAUGUCAAAUUGCUUAAAACUUUCUAAAUGCUUACUCUCAAUUUCUGUACUUGCCUGUUAUGUAUCAGUAACAAACAGUUGGAGGACCUUUGUUCUAAUCUAGAGACUAAUAGAAGGCCAUUGUAGCAAGAAGGGGUGUUCUGAGUCUUAUAUUAUUUUUCUUAGAGUAGAUAUUCUCGGCCUUUGGUAAAACUUAAUUAUAGUUUUCAUUUGCUGUAUUUGAGAUUCAGUGAGACGGUUUUUUCCUCAUGUUAGUGAAUGGAGACAUAACGUUCAACCAAUAUAAAGGGACUUUAAGCAGGCAAUUUGCAGAUGUUCCCAUUAUCUCCCCAUGUGGAUAUGGAAAGGCUUGUUUAAGGACAGCAGUCUUAGUUUAUGUCUUAUUUGUUCACCUGUUACUGAAAAACCAUUGUGGGGGCCUGGGUUCCUAUGUCUAUUUUCUGAUUACUCCAAUGUUGUCCCACGAAAGGAACUAUUUAAGAGCCUUAUAUAUUCAGCAGCUAUAGCUCAAAUCCAUUGUGAUAAAGGUGACCCGUCCCAUAUAUGUUUAUAGUAAUAUUCUUUCUAUAUGGUUUAUAAAUGUACAUAUAUGUCUGCAUAUGAUAUGUCUCUAUAUCAAUCUAAAUACGUCUUUUUCACUUAUUUCUACAUAUUGUUGAAUUGCUUAAUGACUUUUUAUGGAAACUUGGAGCUAGAAGUGGUGUGAAGGUCAUAUGGUCCAGCCCUCUUUUUAAUAUAGAGGCUGGCAAACUAGGGCUGUCUGGUCUGACACCUGUUUUUGUAAGUAAAGUUUUGUUAGACCACGGACAUACCUAUUUGUUUACAUAUUGUCUAUGGCUGCUUUCUCACUACAAUAGUAUAUUAGGGUAGUUGCCCUGGAGAUCUUAUGGCCUGCAGAGCCAAAAAUAUUUACUCUCUGGCCUUUUACAGAAAAGUUUACUGACUUCUUAUAUAGAGAGGCCUGGCAACUUCUACCUGAAUUCAUUCAGUGACAGUAUUUCACUCUCUCUCAAAGCAUUCAGCUUAUAGUUAGUUUCUAUUUAUCUUGAGCAAAACUUUUUUAAGAAACCUUCCUUGUACACAUGAUAGACUUUUAGGAAUUUGAAAACAAUUUUUUUUUUAUGGUCCUUUUGUGCUUUUAAUAACCAUAAUAUUGAUUUCACAAAAUUUUAUCCUCUCCUUAAAAAGUUGGUAAGAACGUACCCUCUAAAAAUGGUAGCCCUUUAAAAUAUGCCUUACAUAGUAUAAAAGAAUUAUCCAACUCUUCAGGUGUCUCUCUUUCCCCCUUUUUCUUUUUUUUUUUUUUUUUAUUAUACUCUAAGUUUUAGGGUACAUGUGCACAUUGUGCAGGUUAGUUACAUAUGUAUACAUGUGCCAUGCUGGUGCGCUGCACCCACUAACGUGUCAUCUAGCAUUAGGUAUAUCUCCCAAUGCUAUCCCUCCCCCCUCCCCCGACCCCACCACAGUCCCCAGAGUGUGAUAAAAACAAUUUUUAUACUUCUUAUCUCUUUCUAGUAGUCUACAUCCCAUUCCCAGUCUUUCCAAUCAUAAAAAUUUGUAGUUUAUUUAGUUCACACUUGAACGUCCUAUGAAACUGUUUUAAACCUUUUACCUAUCUUGUUUCUUGUCAUUAUUCUUAAGCCAUUGAUACAGAAAUCAGAACCAAAUUUAAUAUUGUUGUGGGUAUGAGACAGUUUCUGUCAUGUUUUAAUUUUUUCCUUAAAGUUUUACUAUGUACUUCAUAUAUACUGGGCACUCAACUGUGUUAUUAUUACUUUAAAUAUGUGCUAAGUGGCAUUAUUUUUUAAACAGUGAUAUCACAUUAAAGGUUCUUAAUGAGCUCAAACUCAAAAACCACUACGUCUUUUUACAUAUCUUGCUAUUAAAUCAGAUCUUCACCAUCCUACGCUGAACCCAUGGCAGGACUUUUUACUCCUUUGAGAUUCUAUUGUAUUAGGUUUAUUCCACUGUGUCAGUAUGUUGAGAAGUUUUAGCAUCUUGAUUCUGUUAUUUAAAUAUUUACUGUUCUUCAUAGCUCUUUGUCAUGUGAGAAUUUGAUAGCAAUGAGUUACUCGAUCAACAUCUUGCUAUGUUUGUGUGGUCGUUAUUGAAUCCAAGUGAAAUUGUUCUGGGAAUUUUUCUUAGAGUUUAUGGUAGAUUGAAUUAUUGCUCAGCAAAUAUUCAUUCCCCACCCUUUCUCUUGAGGUGAACUAUACAUACAUCCCUGUCUUACUGAUUUUAGACUUGGUCAUACGGCUUGCUUGGACUAGUAGAAUGGAGAUGGAAUUGACUGUAAAGCCAUUUCUAAAAUGAGGCUUUAAGAGGCAUGGCAAGUUAUUUCCAGCUUUUUCGUACUUCCGGCACUUACUGUAAGAAGAACUUGCCCCAGGUAACUACUUCAGAUGGGGUCCCAGAAUGAAAGAUAUGUGAAGGAUACCUGAACUUGACCCUGCAACCUGAAGCAGAGAUGCUCUAGCCAACCUGCAGAUUCAUGAGCAGAAGUUAGCAUUUAUUGUUUUAAUCCAUUUCCACUUUUUGAGUUGUUACAGAGUAUUGAUUCAGCAAUAGCUGGUCCAUACACAGCUAACCAAGCCAUUCUGUUUUGCAGGAAUUAUCUCUGAAAUGCCUAGUACCUGUAAAUAACAAGCCAGUACUAGACUAUCAUGAACCUUGGCUUAAGGGAGAUCAGAGGUAACUUUUGGGUCCCAUAUGUGUGUCGGUACAUGGCAUGAGCUGAGGGAUGCCGCUGAAGAAAGGAACUACAGUUGGCUAAACAGGAUAUACAGAAAUAUCCUGCUGCUCUAGCUAUGCCUCAAAUGCUUUGGGUCAGAUUUUUACUUUUUGCAGUUUGAUAUGCUAACAUUGUCAAGUUUUUCUAUUACUUUCUGUUCUGUUUUCUUGUUCCUCCUGUAUUUUUUUUUUAACUUCCUGCCUUUUUAGAAAUAACUCAUGUUUUCACAGUAUGUACUACUUAAAGAAACAAUAUAGAAUAAGACCAUUAGAGUUCUAAUUAUGGCUCCACCAUUUGUUAACAUAAUCACUCUACAUAAAUUACUUAAGCCAUUUCCCCCUCUGCAUAUUGGGAUUAAUAAAUAACUCACAGUUGUUGCUAAGCUUAAAUGAGAUAACAAAGUCAUUAGCUCACCAUCAUUUGUAUAUACAGUCAUUAGCAAAUAUUUACUGAGUAAAUUCUGAGGGAUACAGUGCUUUGCACAUUAUAAAAAAGUCAAUACAUUUUAUAGCAUUUUGAUAGUCCUAGACCUAGAAAGUACUUGUUGGGGUCACAUUGAUGCCAAAUGAAAGGAAAAGAGAAGGGGGUUCUAAUCCCAUUUCUGAAAGAAAGAGCAUAAAUAUUUGCCGUUAGAAAUCAUGGAACAGUUUUUAGAUGUGUUUUAUGUUAUUUGAUAGGUUAAUACUUUAUUUCAGGAUUUCUUUUUGCAUUAUCCUUGGCAGUGGCUAGGUACUGUCAAUGACCAGUAUUUUUUGUUCUAUCUGGGGAUGUGAAUCCAAAACAAAGGAUAGAAUUGCUUGUGCUCUGUUUUUCUCUCAGUUAAUUUUUUCAAAAUAUAAUCCCAAGUACAAAUCAUGCUUUUGAGUAUUAUAGGGGAUCAUAUUUUUUUCUUAUAACCUUGAAUAAGAUGCAGUAAAAACAGUGAAGCUGACCACUUUUCUUCCCUAUCAUUUAGGUAUGUAGCUUCUACCAGAUAUUUUGACAUCCUGUUUCAUAAGAAUCUUUUUCUUUAAUUAAAAAAAAAAUGGUAGUUUUAACAAUUCAAAUAAUAUGGGUGGUACAUGAAAUAUUUGCCUUUUUUUUUCAAAUUUACAGUCAUGUUUGGUAUAAAUCUUUUCCUUUUAUGUGUACUCAUUUAAUAUGUAGUUUUUCCUUUAUAAAAAAGUAGAAUUAUAUUCACAUUUAUUCUGCAUCUUGUCUUUUAUAUUUAAUAGUAUUUUUUAUCAUUGAUAAAAAUAUCAUUGAUAUUUUCCCAAAGUGAAUACAGAAAGACCUCAUUUUAUUGACAGCAUCAUAGUUCGUAUUGUGGAUAUAAAUUAUUUAACAUCCACAUAUUUUGAUCUACAUCCUAUUGAUUUAAGUUGUUUAAAGCAAUACUGUGACUGGGCAUGGUAGCUUACGAUUGUAAUCUCAAGAUUUUGGGAGGCAGAGGUAGGAGGAUCGUUUUUGGCCAGGAGUUCAAGACCAGCCUGGGCAACAUGGUGAAAUCCCUGUCUUAAUCAAUCAAUCAAUAAACAAACAAAUACACAUACUACAAUAAAUGUACUUAUUUAUCUUGUUAUACUUGUGCUUUUAUUUUAGCAGUUCUGAAAAUGGCUUCCUUGUAAGCGAAGUCUAUCUAUAUUUAAAAUUUUAAUAGAUAUUAGUAGGUAAAAACAUUUUUAAAAACUUGAUUACUAAUAAAAAUUUAAAAUGCUACACCAAUUUAUAUUUCUACCAAUAAUUUAUAGUAAUGUGGUGCAUCCUAUCUUACCAGGAGUGGAUGCUGCCAGUCAUUAAAUUUUUGCCAUCCUGGGCCAAAAAUGAUAUCUAAUUUUGUUUCCUUUCUAUGAAAAUUGGUAUUCAGACAUAUUCCAAUGUUUGUAGCUAUUUACAAUGCAUUCUUGCUGUAUUGGCCAUUCAUAUCUUUUUUAUUAUUAAUUGUUUUCUUUUUAAAAUCAGUUCAUAAGGCUUUUCAAAAAUUCUUACAGAGGCUGGGGAUGGUGGCUUGCACCUGUAAUCCCAGUGCUUUGGGAGGCCAAGGUGGGAGAAUUGCUUGAGCACAGGAAUUCGAUUGUAGCCUGGGCAAGAUGGCAAGACCCCUGUCUUUACAAAACAUUAAAAAAUCAGCAUGGCAUCAUGGUGUGUGUCUUUAGUCCCAGCUACUUCAGAGGCUGAGGCCACAGUAUCCCUUGAGUCCAGUAAUUCGAAGUGGCAGUGAGCUAUGAUCCUGCCACUGCACUUCAGCCUAGGUGACAAAAUGAGACCCUGUCUCUAAAAAAAAAAAAAAAAAAAUUACUGAAAUUAUUGUAGAAAUAUAAGCAAGAGAUGUUUUUUGCUUUCCUUCCAUUUUUUUUUCUUUUAUUAUUAUACUUUAAGUUUUAGGGUACAUGUGCACAUUGUGCAGGUUAGUUACAUAUGUAUACAUGUGCCAUGCUGGUGGCUGCACCCACUAACUCAUCAUCUAGCAUUAGGUAUAUCUCCCAAUGCUAUCCCUCCCCGCUCCCCCCACCCCACAACAGUCCCCAGAGUGUGAUGUUCCCCUUCCUGUGUCCAUGUGAUCUCAUUGUUCAGUUCCCACCUAUGAGUGAGAAUAUGCGGUGUUUGGUUUUUUGUUCUUGCGAUAGUUUACUGAGAAUGAUGAUUUCCAAUUUCAUCCAUGUCCCUACAAAGGACAUGAACUCAUCAUUUUUUAUGGCUGCAUAGUAUUCCAUGGUGUAUAUGUGCCACAUUUUCUUAAUCCAUUCUAUCAUUGUUGGACAUCUGGGUUGGUUCCAAGUCUCUGCUAUGGUGAAUAGUGCCACAAUAAACAUACGUGUGCAUGUGUCUUUAUAGCAGCAUGAUUUAUAGUCCUUUGGGUAUAUACCCAGUAAUGGGAUGGCUGGGUCAAAUGGUAUUUCUAGUUCUAGAUCCCUGAGGAAUCGCCACACUGACUUCCACAAUGGUUGAACUAGUUUACAGUCCCACCAACAGUGUAAAAGUGUUCCUAUUUCUCCACAUCCUCUCCAGCACCUGUUGUUUCCUGACUUUUUAAUGAUCGCCAUUCUAACUGGUGUGAGAUGGUAUCUCAUUGUGGUUUUAAUUUGCAUUUCUCUGAUGGCCAGUGAUGAUGAGCAUUUUUUCAUGUGUUUUUUGGCUGCAUAAAUGUCUUCUUUUGAGAAGUGUCUGUUCAUGACCUUUGCCCACUUUUACCCCAUUCUUUUUUUUUUUUUUUGAGAUGGAGUCUUGCUCUGUCGCCCAGGCUGGAGUGCAGUGGAGCGAUCUCGGCUCACUGCAACCUCCGCCUCCCAGGUUCAAGUGAUUCUCUUGCCUCAGCCUGCUGAGUAACCAGGAUUACAGGCACGUGUCACCACACCCGGCUAAUUUUUUGUAUUUUUAGUAGAGAUGGGGUUUCACUGUGUUAGUCAGGAUGGUCUCGAUCUCCUGACCUCGUGAUCCACCUGCCUCGGCCUCCCAAAGUACUGGGAUUACAGGCGUGAGCCACUGUGCCCAGCCCCAUCCUUAGUGUUAGAUGAUUUUUAUAUAACAUGCUAGAAUGUUAAAUUAUUGCAUGUACUAUGUGCACUGUUUUCUAUAUAGUAUUUACCCAGCAUUUGCCUAAUUUUAAUGUUGUAUCUAGCACAUGUAUGCUUAAUCUCUUAAGGACAGAGUUUGAAUUCUAUUAUUGUAGAUUAAUAGAAUUAAGAUUUAUGAGUGACUUUUUUAAGGGACUGGGGUCUCACUCUGUCACCCAGGCUGGAGUGCAAUGGCAUGAUCAUAGCUCGCUGCAGCCUCAAACUCCUGGGCACAAGUGAUCUCACUUCAGCCUCCUGAGUAGCUAGGACUAUAGGUGUGUGCCACCAUGCCCAUCUAAUUUUUAAAUUUUGUGUAGAGAUAGAGGGCCUCACUGUGUUGCCCAGGCUGGUCUCAAACUCCUGGGCUCAAGCGAUACUCCUACCUUGGCUUCCCAAAGCAUUGGGAUUACAGAUAUAAGACACCACACUCAGCCUCUGACUUUGGAAAUAUUCAUAAGUUUUUUUUUAAUUGAGGAAUUCAGCGUUAAUAAGUGAGGCAAUAAUCAUAGAAUUUUACAGUUCAGUUUAAGAGUAAAAUGUAUCUAUUAAAAUGGUCUCUUUGUUUGAUUUAUACAAAGGUGACAUAUAGUAGCAGGCCUUGGAUGUAUCAGUGGUAACAAAUUUGGAAUCCGUUGUAAAUAUAGGAUCUCACUGGUAAAUAUACUGUGUUCAUUUGGAUAGGCUAAUUGUUUAACCAACAACUCCCAAAUCACUGAGGCUUAUAAAAAGAAAUUUAUUUCUCACUCACCUAAUAGUUUGUUGCCAAAAUUGGUGAAUGGCCUUCCAAGGGAUGAUGAUUCAAUGAUCCAGGCUCCUUUAAUCUUGAGGUUCCUAGAUCCUUUAGUCCAGGCUCCUUUGAUCUUGAGAUUUCUAGAUCCUUUAGGGCCUCAAGUCCUCAAUGGAUCCUCUACAUCUAGCUAGCAGAGAGGAAGGAAAAAAAAGAUGGUACGUGGAGGUUAUGGUGGAUCAGAACUGAAUGUAACACAUAUCAUAUCUCUUAAUAUUUCCUUGGCCAAAACUCAGUCACAUAGUCACAUCUAAUUUUAAAGGAGGCUGGAAAAUUUCUUCUAUGUAUAUGCCUUGGAAAAGAGGAGAAUGGGGAUACUGGUAAAGCAAGCUAUCUCUGACAUAUAUUUAAUUUAAAAGUACCAAAAUGGGUUUCUAAAUCUGAAUAUAUUUUAUCUAUACUGUGUACAUUGGGUCAGUUUUUAAAGACAACAAUAAAAGUUGUAUGUAAUUUAACUGAUUAAUUCCUUUAAUUACACAAAUAGUUGGUGGAUCUGCUUACCAAAAUGGAAAAGAACAAUUAAGCAAAUAGAAAAUUUAAAUUAUACAUUACUUGACAGGUUGCCCAGAAAAGUGGAUAGGAUGAUAAAUACUUGCUUAUGGAAACUGAUAAUAUUUAUCUUCACUACUUGACCGAGCCUUUUAGUGAUUUAAUCUGUGAUGAAGAGAAGUAAAAAUUCCUUCAUGAUAAAAUCUCUCAACAGACUGGGCAUAGAAAGAACAUACCUCAGCAAAAUAAAGGCUAUGUAUGACAGACGCACAGCUAACAUCAUACUGAAUAGGGAAAGGCUGAAAGCCUUUCCUUUAAGAAGUGGAGUAAGACAAGGAUGCCCACUUUCACCACUCCUAUUCAGCGUUGUGGCAGAAGUUCUAGCCAGAGCAUCAGUCAAGAGAAAGAAAUUCAAGGCAUCUAAAUAGGAAAAGAGAAAGUCAAAUUGUCCUUCUUUGCAGAUGACAUGACCUCAUAUAUAGAAAAGCCUAAAGAUUCCAACAAAAAACUCUUUGAACUGAAAAAUGAAUUCAGUAGAAUUGCAGGAUACAAAAUCACCAUACAAAAAUCAGUAGCAUUUCUAUAUACCAAUAAUGAACUAGCAGAAAAAGAAAUCAAGAAAGCCUCAAAUUUAUAAUAGCUAGAAAAAAGUAAAAUUCCUAGGAAUAAAUUUAACCAAGGAGAUGAAAGACCUACAACAAAAAACCGCAAAACACUGAUGAAAAAAAUUAAAGAGAACACACAAAAUGGAAAGGUAUCUCAUGCUUAUGGACUGGAAGAAUGAACAUUGUUAACAUGACCAUUCUACCCAAAGCAAUCAACAGAUUCAAUGCAGUCUCUAUCAAGAUACUAGUGACAUUCUUCAUAGAAAUAGAAAAAACAAUUCUAAAAAUUGUAUGGAACCGCAGAAGACCUCAAUAGCCAAAGCAAUCCUGAGCAAAAGGAACAAAGCUGGAAUCGUCACAGUACCUGACUUCAAAAUAUUCUACAAAGCUAUUGUAACCAAAACAGCAUGGUAUUGAUAUAAAUACAGACACAUAGAACAAUGGGAUGGAUUAAGUAACCUAGAAAUAAACUCACAUAUUUUACUGCCAACUGAUUUUUGACAAAGGUGCCAAUAACUUAUAUUGGGGAAAGGAUACCAUCUUUAAUAAAUGCUACUGGGAAAGCUGAAUAUCCAUAUGCGGAAGAAUGACCCCUGUCUUUCACCAGAGUUUAAAAAUAAUCUCAGCCGGGUGCAGUGGCGCAUGCCUGUAGUCCCAACACUGGGAGGCUGAGGUGGGUGGAUCACCUGAAGUCAGGAGUUGAAGACCAGCCUGGCCAACACAGUGAAACCCUGUCUCUACUAAAAAUAAAAAAAUUAGCUGGGUGUGAUGGUGGGCACCUGUAAUCCCAGCUACUUGGGAGGUCAAGGCAGGAGAAUCACUUGAACCCAGGAAGCAGAGGUUGCAGUGAGCUGAGAUCGCGCCACUGCACUCCAACCUGGGUGACGAGUGAGACUCUGUCUCAAAAACAUAAAUAAAUAAUAAUAAUCUCAAAGUGGAUUAGACUUAAACCUAGGACCCAAAACUAUAAAACUACUGACAUAAAACAUAGAGGAAAUACUCCAGGACAUUGGCCUAGGCAAAAAUUUUAUGGCUAAAACCUCACAAACCAAACACAAAACUGUGAACAAACCAAAACACAAAAUUGAAAAAUAGGACUAUAUUAAAUUAAAAAGCUUCUGCACAUCAAAGAAACAGUCAACAUAGUGAAGAGACAACCUGUAGAAUGGGAGAAGGUAUUUGCAAGUAUUCGUUUAAUAAAGGACUAAUAUCCAGAAUAUAUAAGAAACUCAACUCAGUAGCAAACAAACAAACAAAAAAACUCCAUAAAUUAUCCCAUUAACAAGUUGGGAAAGGAUAUGAAUAGACAUUUCUCAAAAAAAGACAUAUACAUGGCCAGUAGGUAUAUGAAAAAAUGCUCAGCAUCACUAAUCAUCAGGGAAAUGAAAAUCAAAACCACAAUGAGAUAUCAUCUUACCUCAGUCAGAAUGGUGAUUAUUAAAAAGAACAACAACAAAAAACUGUUGGCAAGGAUGCAGAUAAAAGGUAACUCUUAUACAUUGUUGGUAGGAAUGUAAAUUAGUAUAGCUACUAUGGAAAACAGUAUGGAAGUUUCUCAAAAAACUAAAAAUAGAACUACCGUAUGAUCCAGCAAUCUCAUUACUGGAUAUUUAUCCAAAGAAAGGAAAUCAGUAUAUCGAAGGGAUAUCUGCACCCCCAAGUUUGUUGCAGCACUAUUCAUAGUAGCCAAGUUAUGGAAUCAACCUACGUGUCCAUCAACAGAUGAAUGGAUAAAGAAAAUAUGGUUUAUAUACACAAUGGAAUACUAUUUAGCCAUAAAAAAGAAUGAAAUUCUGUCAUUUAUAGCAACAUGGAUGGAACUGGAGGUCAUUAUGUUAAGCGAAAUAAGCCAGGCACAGAAAGACAAAUAUCACAUGUUCUCACUCACUGAUAUGUGGGAGCUAAAAAAGUUGCUGUCAUGGAGAUUGAGAGUAGAAUGAUAGUUACCAAAGAGGGGGGGGAGCAGUUUGUGGGAAGGUUGAAGGGAAGAUUGGUUAAUGGGUACAAAUAUACAGUUAAAUAGAAGGAAUACGUUUUAGUAUUUUAUAGCACAGUCGGAUUAGUGUAAUCAACAACAAUAUGUCUUUCAAAAUAAUUAGAAUACAUGAUUUGAAAUAUUUCCAACAUGAAGAAAUGAUAAAUGUUUGAGAUGAUAAAUAUCCUAAAUACCUUGAUUUGAUCAUUACAUAUUGAAUAUGUGUAUCAAAAUAUCAUGUGUGCCCCUUAAAUGUGUACAAUUAUUAUGUAACAAAAAAUUGUAAAACCGAAAGUUUGUUCAUUUCUUUAUAUAUCUUAUUGACAAGGGAAGGUAUCACCAACAGAAUGGACUUGAUAUUGAUAAGAGGUAGAUCUGCUCAACAAGACUUGGGAAGGAGGAUGGAAUAAACUGUAUGGUGUUUGAGAAAUAUACACCAGACACAUACAAAUGUGUAUCUGUGUGUAUGUGUUUAUACAUCUCACAUGUAUUGUAAUAGUGCCCUUAAUGAAAACACUCUGCCUCUGGCAAAAAACAAAAAACAAAACACCCCUCUUUUUGUUUUUCCACAUGACUGCGAAACAAUUACAGCUUCUAGUAGGAGGGCUUCUCCUGUUCCUGGGAAAAGAGCUGGGUUGGUUGGCAUUUGCAUAAUCGUCUUUGGGGCCAUUGUGGGUGGGUUUGGGCUGCUGACACAGAGCUGCAGACUGGCCACCUGUCCAAAACAAAUGAACUCAGCCUUUGUGUAACAUUAUCUGGUUAUCCACAGUGUUAUUUCUGAGUAAUGGAUAAUUUGGUUAAAAUAAUAUGAAACUAUUAUUUAGGAAACAUUGUGUUCAACGUAAGUCCUCCAUUUUGCUGGGAGAAAAAUUUUCUUCUUUUUCCACUGGCACAACUAUGUAUUUCCAUAUCAUCUUUGGUAUAGUUUUAUAACUGCUUUUGUGAUAUCCUCAUGAAUAUUAAUUAGGGAUAUGAAAAUUUAAAAAGAAACUUCAAAAUGAUUUGCAUUCGUUAUUCUAUAAAUUAUAAAUUAAUUGUUGUCUUUUUCUAGCAGUCUGUUUUACUUAUGUGGAAUAAUUAAACACUUAAAGUCAUCAAAAAAGAAGACACAUCUAAGAUCUUGAUGUAAGAACAAGUCCUGCAUCAUUCGUUAUCCUUGAUAAUGAAUCCAGUGACUCACCUGUGAAUUUAGGAAGUUUUUGUCCUAAUAAUGCAUAUAUUGCUGUGUUGAGUAAUUUUAUUAAUCAGCUACAUUUAACCUAUAAUGAAUACAUACUUACACAUUUUUAAAAUUCACCUGUGACAAACUUACAUGUGACAUAUUAAUAUUUCUUUUCUUUCUUUCUUUUUUUUUUUGGAGACGGAGUCUCUCUCUGUUGCCCAGGCUGGAAUGCAUUGGCAUGUCUCGGCUCACUGCUACCUCCAUCUCCCGGGUUCAAGCGAGUCUCUCACCUCUGCCUCUGGAGUAGCUAGGACUACAGGCACGCCCCACCAUGCCCAGCUAAUUUUCGUAUUUUUAGUAGAGAUGGGAUUUCACCAUUUUGUCUAGGCUGGUCUCCAACUCCUGACCUCAAGUGAUCCGCCCACCUCUGCUUCCCAAAGUGCUGGGCUUACAGGUGUGAGCACUGCACCCUGCAGAAAGUUAGGUUCUGUUAUGGAGGUAGGUUUAUGAGGAAUCCUAAAGGAAUUGCUUACUCCCAGUGAGACAGUCUUGAACUAGACUCUUAGGAAUAGAUAGGAUUUGGAAUACACGGAUAUUCCAGUUUGAAACUGGUUGCAGAUAAAAAUAAACAGUGAUUCUGCAAUUAUUAUGGAGACUUAAGUAAUAUUAGAAAGAAGUAAGGAGAUACACUUGGAAGAUACUAAGUUGAUACAACUUGAUAGAAGAUUAUGAAUACUAGGCUGGGGGUCAUUACAGAAGUCAAGCCAAAAAAAUGUACUGGAAAAAGAACACUAAAGUGGGAGGCAUGUCAUAAUUUAUAUGGAUAUUGGCCUUAUUACUUGGUGACAGAUCUUUUUUUUCAACUUUUAUUUUAGAAUCAGGGGAAUACAUGUACAGGUUUGUUACAAAAAUAUAUUGCAUGAUGCCGAGGUUUGGAGUAUGAAUGAAUCUAUCACCCAGGUAGUGAGCAUGCCUAAUUAUUUUUUCAACCCUUGCCCCUGCCUCACUCCCUGCUCUUGGAUUCCCUAGUGUUUAUUAUUCCCAUGUUUAUGUCCAUUUGUAUUCAAUGUUUAGCUCCCACUUAGAUAUGAGAACAUGUGGUAUUUGGUUUUCUGUUUCUGUGUUAGUUUGCUUAGGAUAAUCGUUGCCAGCUACAUUCAUGUUGCUACAAAGGACAAGAUUUCAUUCUUUUCAUGGCUGCAUAGUAUCCACGCUGUAUAUGUACCACAGGUGCCCAUCAGUGGUGAGUGAUCUUGAGUCACUGCCCAUUUUUCUUGAUCUGAGAGGAUUCGACUGGAUAAAUUAUAAGGUCCCUUUAAGAAUCAAUCAGUCAUCAGAAUUUCUUUUCCUUUUUUUUUUUUUUUCUUAAAGAGACAGGGUCUUACUCUGUCACCCAGGCUGGAGUGCAGUGGCACAAUCAUAGCUCACUGCAGCUUCAAACUCCUGGGCUCAAGCGAUCUUCCCAUUUCAGCCUCCUGAGUAGUUGAGACUAGAGGCAUGCACUACCACGCCCAGUUAAUUUUUAAAUUUUUUAAUAGAGACAGAUCUCCUUGUUGCCUAGGCUUGGCUUGAACUCCUGGCCUCAAGCAAUCUUCCCACCUCGUCAUAAGAAUUUUUUAGUGAUAGAUGGUUUUGUUUUUAAUAUUUCAGCUGGAAAACUAUUUUAGCAUCUAGCAGAAGACUUGUUUGUGGAAAAAGCUUGACUUGGUGAAUCUUUUCAUCAGAGUAAUCCCUAUGUUUCACAUAUUUCAUAUAAAAAUAAAAUAAGUUUCCCACUCUUUAGUGUGAAAUUGGUGAGGGAUUGGAUAUAAAAGGUUAUGCUCUGGAUAUCCCAGAGAACUGCCUUCUUCUUUUCCUAAAGUUGUCCACUAUGUUUGAGGUUCUGCUCUAUGCAUAACAAGUGUGAUUGCUUUUGGAGGGUUACAAGGUAAUGAGGACUCCUAUAUUCAGAAUGUAAAACCCAUUUGACAAAGUAAGAUAGGUAUGCAUAAAAGUUACAAAUAUAUACUAUCAAUAGGGCUAUAUCUGACUUAUAUGAUUAAAUGGCCACAUUCAUAACAUAAUCAGUAUGGGCCCUAAGUUUUUAGGAAAACAUGGUAAGUGGGAUUAGAAUAUCUAAAGACGACAAGAAUAUUGUGUGGAUAUGGAGAAAGAAUGCAUUCUAUACCAGAGAAAGGCUGCUAUCAAAAACUCAGAGGCAAAAAAUAAUUUUGGGCAUAAUUAUGAGAUAGUAAAAAGAUCAGUAGUUGCCAGAAGUUGAGGAUGAAGGGGAAGGGACAAAUAGCAGAGCACAGGGGAUUUUUAGGGCAGUGAAAAUAACUCCCUAUGAUACUGUAAUGAUGGAUAUGUCACUAUAUGUUUGUCCAGACACAUAGACUGUACAGCACUAAGAAUCCUAGUGUAAACCAUGGACUUCAGAUGACUGUGUUAUGUGUCAGUGUAGGUUCAUCCAUUGUAAAUGUACCACUGUGGUGGGGGAUGUUGUUAAUGGGGAGGCUAUGCAUGUGUGGGGGCAAGUGAUACAUGGGAACUCUCUGUACCUUUCUCUCAAUUUUGCCAUGAACCUAAAACUGUUCUAAAAAAUAUGAAGUCUGUAAUUUUUAAAAAAUGUGAGUAUCAAGAGAAGAAUAUAAUAGAAUUCUAUAAAUAUCUUCCAGGUGAUGAAUAUGCUCAAAGUCAUAUGCUCUUGAAUUGAUAUCAGUAUUUGGCAGUCCCUAUCUGUGUGAAGACAUUUGCAAAGAUGAAAUAUUUAAAAUCUAAUUACAGAUCCGCGUUAACAGAUGAACGUUUGUAAUGGAUUUUGAUGGUCAACUCCACUGGGAAGCUUGGAAGUCAAAUGACCCAUGUUCUAAUCCCAGUUUUACUACUGGUUCACUUUGAGCCCUGUCCAAGCCAGUCUACUCUUAGCCUUUAGUUUUUUCAACUAAAAGGUAUGCAGAAGUUGGCUAGUCAAUACCUGAAGAGAGAUUGGCCUGGAGUAAAAGCUGAUGAUCGGAAUGAUUACAGGAGCAUGUAUCCCGUUUGGAAAUCUUUUCUCGAGGGAACAAUGCAGGUAGCCCAGUCUCGGAUGAAUAUAUGUGAAAACUAUAAAAACUUCAUUUCUGAGCCUGCAAGGACAGUGAGAAGCUUAAAAGAACAGCAACUAAAAAGGUGUGUGGACCAGUUGACAAAGAUCCAAACUGAAUUACAAGAGACAGUGAAAGAUUUAGCUAAAGGCAAAAAGAAAUACUUUGAGACUGAACAGAUGGCUCAUGCAGUACGAGAGAAAGCUGACAUCGAGGCAAAAUCUAAACUUAGUCUUUUUCAAUCAAGAAUCAGUUUACAGAAGGCAAGUGUAAAGUUAAAAGCCCGGCGAUCUGAGUGUAAUUCCAAAGCUACCCACGCAAGGAAUGAUUAUCUUCUUACCCUAGCGGCAGCAAAUGCACAUCAGGAUCGCUACUAUCAAACAGAUUUAGUUAACAUUAUGAAGGCUCUUGAUGGAAAUGUGUAUGAUCAUCUCAAGGAUUAUUUAAUAGCCUUCAGCCGGACUGAGCUAGAAACAUGCCAAGCUGUGCAGAACACAUUCCAGUUUUUAUUAGAAAACUCCAGCAAGGUGGUCCGGGACUACAAUCUUCAGCUGUUUUUGCAAGAAAACGCUGUAUUUCACAAACCCCAGCCCUUCCAGUUCCAGCCUUGUGACAGUGAUACUAGCCGACAGUUAGAAUCAGAAACUGGGACCACAGAGGAGCACAGUCUAAAUAAGGAAGCUCGAAAAUGGGCCACACGUGUGGCACGUGAGCAUAAAAACAUUGUUCACCAACAACGGGUUCUAAAUGAUCUGGAGUGUCAUGGAGCUGCUGUAUCAGAACAAAGCCGAGCAGAGCUAGAACAGAAAAUAGAUGAAGCUAGAGAAAAUAUUCGUAAAGCAGAGAUAAUUAAAUUGAAAGCUGAAGCCCGGUUGGACCUGCUAAAGCAGAUUGGUGUUUCUGUGGACACAUGGCUAAAGAGUGCCAUGAACCAAGUAAUGGAAGAACUGGAAAAUGAGCGAUGGGCCCGCCCUCCUGCAGUGACCAGUAAUGGCACUUUACACUCGCUUAAUGCAGAUACCGAAAGAGAAGAAGGCGAAGAGUUUGAAGAUAACAUGGAUGUUUUCGAUGACAGCAGUUCCAGCCCUUCUGGCACCUUAAGAAAUUAUCCACUCACCUGCAAAGUUGUUUAUUCCUACAAGGCUUCUCAACCAGAUGAGUUGACCAUUGAGGAACAUGAGGUGUUAGAAGUGAUUGAAGAUGGAGAUAUGGAAGACUGGGUAAAGGCUCGAAAUAAAGUUGGCCAAGUGGGUUAUGUGCCAGAAAAGUACCUACAGUUUCCCACCUCGAACAGCCUCCUGAGCAUGCUGCAGUCCCUGGCCGCUUUGGACAGUCGGUCACACACGUCCAGCAAUUCCACGGAAGCAGAACUCGUUUCAGGCAGCCUCAACGGAGAUGCCAGUGUAUGUUUUGUGAAAGCACUUUAUGAUUAUGAGGGCCAGACAGAUGAUGAGUUAUCUUUUCCUGAGGGAGCAAUAAUCCGUAUCUUGAACAAAGAAAACCAAGAUGAUGAUGGCUUCUGGGAAGGGGAAUUCAAUGGGCGUAUUGGAGUUUUCCCAUCGGUGCUAGUGGAAGAACUUUCAGCCUCAGAAAAUGGUGACACUCCAUGGAUGAGAGAGAUUCAGAUCUCUCCUUCCCCCAAGCCACACGCCUCCCUGCCUCCACUGCCGUUGUACGACCAGCCUCCCAGCAGCCCCUACCCCAGCCCAGAUAAGAGGAGCUCCCUGUACUUUCCCCGGUCUCCUUCAGCAAACGAAAAAAGCCUUCAUGCUGAGUCACCAGGAUUCUCACAGGCAUCAAGGCAUACUCCUGAGACCUCAUAUGGCAAACUGCGACCUGUCCGGGCAGCUCCCCCUCCACCUACACAGAAUCACCGAAGGCCAGCAGAGAAGAUUGAAGAUGUGGAAAUCACACUGGUGUGAUGAUGGGCUUGCCCAUCCAUUACUGCUACAAUCAAGGCCAGGCUUGGAGUUUGGCCAGUCUUGUUUUUUAGGCACCUUUGCAUGAUGAUGACUCUUGAACAGAGCAAAAAACAAGGAGGAUUAUGUGUGACUGGGUGGCCUGGUAGACUCCUCCCACGUUUUGAAUAUUUCGUGCCUUUUUUUUUUGUUGUCAUUUUCUAUGUCAUUUCUCCUACCAUAGCACAAAUCCUAGCGGACCCUAGGAGCAAAGAGGGGGGCAGCCCUCAUGCCUAACAGUGGUCUGUUUUUAUAUGAGACUCAAGAACAGGCCUCAUUCCAGGGCACAGUCCCUAAAUUACUGAUCAUGUGCACUCGUACAGUAUAUUACUGUGACCACAAGGAUGUGGCAAAGAUUCUCAUCUUUCUUCAAGUGGCUUUUGCUCAUCUGAUUGAGAAUUAAUCAGAUCAUGUUGGCUACAUAAGGAAACAGAAGGAGGGAUUUCAGGAGAGGCUGGCUCCUCCCCAAGGUUAGUCCCCAGACUGAGAAAGUGAAACCUUAUUGGGAAAAAUUGGACUGCCCUGAAUUUAGCACCAAUUGCAUUAACGCACAUCUCUUCCACAACUAACAGACUUAAAAUAACAGUGUCCUUCGUAUUAAUAUCUGUGCCAUUCAUUUAGAAUUAGCAGAGCUAAUAUGGAGGGGCUGAACUAGUAGCCACAUCUUGUUCAUCACAUAGACUAAUAGAAAGGAGGCUGUGGCUAAAGCAGAAAUGGAACUUCCGGAUCUGAAAUUAGCCAAUAUAAUGUUCUUUUGUAUUUGGGUAUUUUUCAUCUUAAUUUUUACAGCAUAUACUCUUCUUACCAGUAUCCUUAGAAUCCAAAUGUCUAGAUAAGUUGAGGACACAUACCUGCAUUGUUGAGCUUCUCUACUGGGGACGCCCCGGCAUUAUUUUAUUCCCAAGCCAGCAGACCGGCCCAGACAGCCAGGCUGUGGCUGGUCCAGACCAACUGCUAUGGUGGAAAAUGCAGCUUCCAGGUCCCACUACCCUGACAUUUCCGUGGAAGGAAGAACCUGGUGGCUCGUGGAGGAAACCAGCUUUCUAUGAGAAAGGACUGAAGGAUUGCGCACCCUGCACAAGUACAGAUUGACCAGGAAAAGACAAGUGUCUUCUGUGUGUCACAGGGAAAGCCAGGAGUGGCCUUCUCUGCAGGCCAGCAAGCCUGCAGCAGCAGGUGCCCCCACGUCAGGUGCUGACUGUCUGCUGUCCGCUCCUGUAGAAGGUAGGGAGCACAAUACCUAGGGACUAAGGGAUGUUCGCCGGUUGUGGUUUGUUUUUUUUUUUUUUCCUUGGUUAAGAAAUCAAAUUUGCAGAAUUUAAUCUACAAGUUGUAUUAUGCUUUGAAAACUCCAUCCCUCCUAAGAAUCUUAAAAAACUUGAAAUGCUCGCCAAAUGUCCCCAUGGGAUUUUUGACCAAAAGUAAGGUGAUAACUGAAGAAAUUUUUAGUUCUUUGAUCACUUCAGUGACAAUACCCAUUAAUGAAUCUUCUCCAUGAUUUGGGGUUUUUUUUCGUUGUUGUUUUUUACACUUCUUAACCUGUUGAUCUAUUUGAGGUCUUUUGUGUUUAUCAAACUUAUUCUUAAGUUUAAAAAAGAAAUUAAAAGGGUGGUUUUUUUAAGAUUUUAAAGUUUGCUAACAUAUUAAAAAUCUUCAAAUGCUUAUUAAAUAGAGCAGUUCUUGCCACCCAGUCUUGUAUUCUGUCUUUAGCUAGCCAAAUUGUCCUUGAAUUUGGGUUUUCCACAACCUCAAAGGGUUAUUUGAAAUCUUUUGUUGUAUUUUAAAAUAUUUUUUGGAAGAGCUGCUAAUUUUAUUUUAAAAAACAAAGUUGUGAAAACAUGCCUCCUUUUUAAAAAAUAACCCCUCCAUCCAGGAUAUGGAAUCCAGCACCACAGUGCACAGGUCAGGGCUCGGAGGGAGCCUCUGUGCAGAUGUGCUUUCUUUACAGUGGCUGUAAAAAGUUUGUAUUUAUUAUGUAUAAAAUGUUGAAUAAUAAAAAAAAUGGAAUUA
This is a messenger RNA of Homo sapiens (human), 44418 nucleotides long. RefSeq names its product FCH and double SH3 domains 2 (gene FCHSD2). Gene Ontology annotation, biological process: membrane organization; regulation of actin filament organization; positive regulation of actin filament polymerization. The record is from RefSeq and is a predicted model, not a curated record. Gene Ontology annotation, cellular component: stereocilium shaft; clathrin-coated pit; plasma membrane. The coding region runs from base 40318 to 42372 and encodes 684 amino acids. The transcript is spliced from 19 exons. Lineage: Eukaryota; Metazoa; Chordata; Mammalia; Primates; Hominidae.